GAGAGGCUCGGGGGCUGCCGCUGCUCCGGGUGGGUCUGGGGAGCAGCUCCUGAACUUGCUCGCCUUCUGGGUUGGGGAGAGGGCGGGGUGCCAGGGCUGGGGGCGGAGGAGGAGAAGGACGAGCUCUUCCUACUUCUCCUCUCGGCUUCUCCUCUUUCCUCCUCCUCCUCCAGCGCCACCAGCCGUGACGCAUCCUCCCCUCCCCUUUUCUAACCUCCGGGCUGCUUUCAAACUCCCCCCUCCCUCCUUCUUUCCUCCUCCUCCUCCUCUUCCUCCCUCUUUCCCUCCCUCUCCUUUUCGCCUGCCUGGGGCUGAAUUAGUUUCCCUCAGUGCUGCCUCUGCUUGUUGGCGGGGUAGUCGGACUUGAGCCGCCUCCUUUUCCCCCCUUCCUUUUUUGUAAAAAUCGGGUUUGCAGACGCUGCUGCUGCGGGCGUCCGGAGGAAUUUCUGCCGCGGUGCUUUUCCGUCCUGCCCCGGGGGUUUGGCAGCGAGGAAGGGGAGCGGGGGGACCUGCUCGUGGGGACGAGGGGAGGGGGGGUGGCAGCAAGGAAGCCAGGAGGCCAGGCUUGAGGAGGAGCUGCUGCUGCUGCUGCUGCUGCUGCUGCAGCAGCGGGAGAUGUGGGCUCCUGGUGCCGAUGCGGCACAAGGACACGGCUAGGGAGCCUCGCUUGCAGCCGAGACGCCGCCAGCUGCCCGGUUCCCGGUGAAAAAGACCAGAAAGAGCUUCGAUUGCCGCCGCCGCCAAAGCAGAAAUCAGUCCCAACUCUCGGCCGAACAGGAUCCCUCCGUUUCCGUGCGAAGAAGAGGCGGGGAAGGCUGCUGCUGCUGCUGCUGCUGCUUUCGGAGGGGACCCACCUCAAGGAUUGAGGCCAUUCUGGCGGAAGGGUGUGCAGGGGGGGCAUCGGUGGGGUUUAACAAUGGUGAGGUUUCUGGUGAGCUCCUGCUGCGCCCUGGCUGCGUCGGUGCUGCUCCAUCCCCGGAUCGGAUCACGGUGAGGAAAAAAUGAGCGAAGAGACGGCGAAUUCUAACAACGAGUAAGUUUCUCGGCUUUUCUUUGGGGGGGGGGUCUCUUCGGCUUGGCAUUUCUCUCCCCCCACCCGUCCCUACCCCGCCACCUCCGUUCAUUGACCUCCUCUCUUCGGGCUCCUUACAUAGCUGGAUAUGUUUUAAACGUGCUGAUGUGUGUGUGUGUGUCUCUGCAUAUGUAAACACCCCCCCACCCCCCGAAUCUGACUGUUUUGGUAAUUUGGAAAAGUCAUGGCAGACCCAGGAUAUGGUGAAAAAAUUGCCUAGCUUAUGCGUGUUGGGGAAAUGGACCCUCCGUCUCCCUCCCUCCCGCCCGCCACCCCCCUCGACCUUCUACUUCCAGUGGACUACGUGCAACGUUUUGUGGGAGAAAAAGAAGUCUAUUUUCGUUUGCAUGUUUCCUAUAGAAAGUAGCGAGUGGGAGCUUCAUCCCGAGGGAAACUGUUCCUGAAUUUUAAUUGGAUGAGUCAGUGUAAAUACAGUGUUAAACCUUUCCCCAAAGCUUUAUAUAUACAUUUUAACAAGCUGUUAGGACUCUUCGCCCUUCCCCCCUUCUUUAAAUGGGGAAUAGAAUGAAGAUAUUUAUAUAUAUAACGUGCAAGAUAUUAAUAUAUUUAACAUGCUUAGCUUGGAUGAAAUCUAUAGGGGGCUUAUGUUUUCUUUUUUACAUCUGUAGGGAUGUAGCCUUCAAAAUUGCUAUGAAAUAUAUAAUUUCUGAAACAGGGUAGUCAUGUCAACAAUCCUGAACUUUCCCAUUUCUUCUAAAGAAUGAAAAAUGUUGACGCUGCCUGUGACUCCUGCAUCCUGCCCUGUCAAUGGUUGUUCUUUUCUGCAAGAAUGAGUUGCGAAUUAGUCAUUUUCUCAAACAUACUUUGCAAUAGUUGUGGCUCAAUUAUAGUGCAAAAGCAUCCUUCUGGCAGAAUUAUCACACGGUAAUUAUUUUUCCAGUGCCUGUAGCAAGUAAUUUGAAUUGUAGGAGGAAAUACUGGUUUUUGGUGGAGAAGGGAACACUUGUCAGUUGCAUACAUUCCUCCAUAUAAAACCUUAAUUCCUUAAGAUGGAUCGGUAAAGGAACAGGCUUCUGCUUCUGCUUCUUCUUUUUUAAUGAAUGGCUUUACUCUUAAGCCAGAAUCACAUAAUAUAACAAGGACAAAUCCUGAACUGCAACAGGAACAAGUACAAAACAUUGUAUUGAGCUACUUGGUAAGAUGAAGUGCUGCAGUGCCCGUGGAACCGAGAGAGAAGCGGCCGCCAUAUUUUCUUUUUUGUGAAUCGCUCUAAUUUGCAUACCACAGUCUUCAUUCAUAAAAAAUAAUAAUUAGACCUGUGCCACCUUCGACAUUCGACUGAACUUGGCUUGCAAGAAAUGGGAAAUUUUCAUGAAGGUAGAAAGAGCCUAGUAUGCUCGAGGUUUAGGGUUUUCUGGAUUUUCGUCUCGAAAAAUACUGUUCUCUGCUUGUUGACACUGUUAUGUGGGAAAUAUCGGCUCGGGGAAGUGCUGGGAGCACGUGAUCCUCUCCAUUCAUAAAAUACCUGGCUGGCCAUUCACAGUGCAGUACACUGUGUCUACAUGGAUCCACUUUCACAUUAGACCUGUUUUUCUAAAAGAAAGGCACAGAUUUGUGUCAGGGUAUCUGCAGAAGCACCACCUUGCUUGCCAGAAUAUGAAAAGAAGUGUGCUUUUAAAAGAAAAAAAAUCAAGGCCAUAAUCUGAGGACUUUUGUAGUGUCACUAAGGGAUCUUUGGGGUGGUGGAGGAUAGAAUCUUCUAGUAGCUAGCUUCCUUAUUUUAAUGUGGCACAUCAGAAACUGCCAGUAUUUCUAAAACAAUACAAGAUUAUGUGAAAGUGGCUUAAGACGUAAACACUGAUAUAACUGAAGCAGCAGCAAAACGUUUCACCCUGUUUACUUGUGCAGUUUUGCAGCCCUUGCUGGUUGAUAUUCACACCGUAAUCAGCCCCUGUAUUUUAACUGAAGAAAAGUUAAUAAGAUAAUUAAUUAGAUAUUGCAUUUUACAAUAAAAGGGCUAUUAUGUAGUCAACUUUCAUUAAGCAUUUUAAAGCCAGUCAAAUGUAAAAUUAUUGAAAUGCAUUCUCAAGAUUAGUCGCAAAAGCUGCCUGAAUGUGAUUGCUGGGGAAGAGCCCUUUGUUAAUGCAUAUAUUUCUGUGUGCCACUUGGUGUAUGUAUUUCUGUGUCACCCCAUGAUUCUAUGACACUUUAGCGUAAAUAUUUGAACAAAGGCCAAUUGAUUAUGCUUUUUGGACAACACAGAAUAUUUAUUUAAUUAAGAGAAAAUGUUUUCUUCAAUAGUUAGGAUGCAAAAACACCUUCAGAACAUUUGAUUAUAACAUAAAAUGUGUUUGUCAGUUUGAAUUGUAUUCUUCAUCUCUUCGAUUCGUCUUUUGUAUUGCCAUCAUACAAGAAUUUCAUAACUGAAGAAAAUGCUAGAACACAUCUACAUAUUCAUACUGAUUUUUCCUUCCUUGUGUUCUCAUCAGGCUCUCCAGUCACAUUUUGAAUUUCUCUUCUUGGAAGUGAAGUGAUCUUCUAUGCUUUGUGUGGAUUAGCUUAGGGUUUUUUAAAAGCUGAUUUUAUGAACUUGAUAUAGUGGAAAAUACAGUACACAGCUGCGGCUGCUGCUCCUGCCACAGUCAUACAGGCUUAAAUAUGGCAACCAAGAAUUCUAGUUUGCAUCGGUUCACACAGUUUUCACUUUGAAAAGUUCCUUGCAUUCUAACGAAUUGUGUAGUAUAUUGUCCAUACUGAGUACAGUUAGGCCUUAACUGUGUUAUGUGUGUCUGACUGUAUAUGCAAAAAGCAACUUGCAGUGUUCAGUAUACAACCAUUUAUAUUACAAGACCGUUGUUAAUUGUAUUUUUCUCUUUUGAAAGCAGUACGUUGGUUAGAUUUUGUUAUUGCACCUGCACAACUCAAUUUUCCAGGAGUUUUUAACAACAAACCUCACCAGUUUGUGUGCUAGCCUGGUAUGCUGUCAGAAAAAGUGUUUAUGGUUUCACAGUACUAUGCAUUAUAUAAAUCUUGUUUACCUCAUCUUUCUCUAGCAUGUUUUGUUUUGUUUUUAAGAUACAUAUUUCCCAAGUCUUCUGCAGUCGUACUUUUUCAGUUUCUUGCUGGAUGGGCCAAAUUACUAUGGCAAGUUGUAUAUUAGUGACUAAUCACUUCAUUAAUUAGAAAGUAGACUGAUGUCAGUCCACAUGAAGUUGCAAGUAAAUGUUGGAUAUUUUUGCUUCUAAUGUGACUUGACACUGUGUUUUGUCAUGUUCAUUUGCAUUUUAAAAGAAAGAUACUAGGUUUCAGUUCAAUAGGUCAGGGCUUUAAACUUUUUGAACAUUGUUUAAUUCCAUUUUAGGGAAAGUAGCUAUAUGCAUGGGAUUGCAGAUCUGAAGUGUGCUUGAUAAAUUGACAUGGGACCUAACUGUAACGUAUGUGUAUAUAGUUUUGUUCAGAUCCCUUAUUAAGCAUGGCAUUUCAAAGGGAGUCACGCAGGAAAUGCCACCUGAGUAAAAUAAAUAAAUGGAGGUAAUGAUGGUUCCCUAUAUGCUAAAAGUAAUAUUCAUGCAAACAUUAUGACACCAAAAUAUUGUCUCCAUAGACCACUGCUUGAGAGAAUGAAACUCUAUGGUUGUUUUCUUCCCCCAAUCAUUCUUGGAAACUGUUCAGAGGUUAUUACUUGGUGCUUGGGCUUCUACCCUGGUUCCAGCACCUGGUUUCAGGCCUUGGCCACUCUCUUGGAUAGAAAGCAACUAGUGGACAGACAGACUCUGUCUACAUUUGAAUGUAAGGUUGCUCCCUGACCCUGCAAGAUGAAACCCACCAGAAAGGCAAGUUCUAUAAUGCAAGGUCCAAAAUCCCGUGUUGGAUGCUUGUUAGAGGAGUGAGAGAGGGGGCAUGCAAACCUGAGGCUCUGAUGAUAAAUCAAGCAAUUCAGUGACUUGCAACCAGGAGUCCUUUUUGAAUCCUGCUUAUACAGUAGUUGAUUUGGGACUAGUUUAGCUUUUGCAGGCCAUAUUCGCAUGCCGUUGAAUACCCAGUAAGCUGUCUUCUUGCUAUUAUGUUCCAGUUUUCCUUGUAACAAAAAAAUAAAAAUGCAUGUUGUACAUUUCCUGGGGGGGGGUUGUGAUGCCACAGAAGCCCAGUGAAGCUUAUAUUCAAAGGGAUCGUCCUUUUCUUAAGACUGAUUUAGUCUUAAAAAUCUACCAUGCAAAAGCAUUGAUUCUCAUUCAAUAUGGAGACAUCCUUUAAUGUCAUAUACAAAAAUUACAUUUAUACACAGAGAGAGAGAGAGAGAUGCACACUGAUCUUUUGUUUGCAUCACGUAUAGAAUGUGUGUGUCAGUGUUUGUGCUUGCUAACAAUAAUAUCUGCAAGAGGUUUUCAUGAUAGAUAAAAAUUCCUUGAUGAAAUUAUUUUAAUUGUGUCCGUUGGAUCUCUUUUAUUGAUGUACAGAAGGAGUUGUAUGACUGCUAAGUUAUUUUUUCUGCAAGUAAUGCAGGAUGAGGAGCACAAUGGUUUGUCAAAAGAGCUUUCCCCAGUGAAUAGCAAUGCAAAAUUGCAAACAGAGGAAUAAUUCAUUAGGAGAGGAUAAGUGGGGAUAUGGUAUCUAGAGCAAAAGGACACAGAAAAUUGAAUUGUAGAAAGGGUUAAAAAUUAUCACUGGGUUGACUGAAAAAGGCAAGACAGGCCACUGGAUUUCAGUGAGGCUUAAGUGCACAUAGUACUGUGCAGUAUCGUGGUGAUCUAGGGUAGAAGUGAACAUUCUUAAAUUUCAGAUAUAAGCAGAUUGAAGCAUUGCAUGACUUUAAAGUAAUUGUCCAGUGUUUGGAGUGUGUGCAUGCUCUGUAGAUGUUACCAGCUGCUGUUGCAAUUCCUUGCACCAGGUUGUGGAAGUGUCUGGCGAUAGAAGGAACAGUGGCCUACAAGUUUGACGUGGAUGCAUAAGAACUCAGUUUUUUUAAAAAUAGCACUAUAUUCUAGGAGUGCCUAUGGUUACUAAACAUCAGGUACUGACCAGUAAUCCAGCCUUGGUUCCCUACCACAUAGGUGGUUAAAUAAGUACACACAUGAAUCAUGCAAAGCAGACCUUAGAAGGGCUUGGGGUGUGUGAAGGUGAAGAGGAAUCCUUAUACAAUUUAUUUGCCUUUCCCUCCACAUCCACAUCCUUGUGACUGUUUGGUUCCCAUUUCCUGAGCAGAUACAAUAUUUUCCUCAAGUUGUUUCCCUGUAACCCAGAAAAUCUUUGUGGUGUGACAAAUAUGAGCGUUAAGAUUUCCACAAUAGCAUUUAAAUUACCAUUAAAGCUGCAGUCAGCAAACUUGCUAACAAGUAAGCUCUGUUCAACAUUGUGGAACUUAAGCCCAGCUUGGGUGCUCAAUGUGAGAAGAGCAGGCAUGUGCCAUCUAGCCUUGCCCCCCCCCCAUUGCAUCCCCAUGCCUGGCCUAGCUAUUCUUGUGUUGGGAGAGUGAGCUUGAAAAUUUGCCAGGCACCAGGUGUAUUUUACACUUGGGUGUCUGUCAAUUGCCACCCAGUGAAGAUGCCCAGGCACCAGGAUGGCGUAUCAUGUCUGCACCAUCUGGAGGUUCAUGCCUGGGGAUCCUUGGACCUUUCCUGUUUUUACACACUAACGACACAACCUGUAGAAUUCUGUCCGUGAUAUUUUAUCUGCACAAAUUUCAGGAACCAAAAAGUCGUAUGGAAAAAUACAACUAAUGAGCUGUCUGGCCCCAAAAUGGCAACUAGACAUUCCAUUUUGGCGAUUGAUACCAUGGUUUAAGGAGCUGUUUGGCACCUAGCGUAUGAGUUUCUAACACUGACUUCUGUACCUGUUGAGGCUUCCUGUACCAUUUAGAACUGUGGUUAUGCAGAAGGAUGCUACGAGGACUUGGCAGCAAGAACAGGGCAAUCUAACUUCCCCACUAUCCUCUAUACAAUUCUAAAUAGCCCAACAUAGAAUUCUUUCCAUUUGAAUAUUUGUAGGGUUUGCACUCCAAGCUGUCAAUCUCAUGGGGUGCUUUUAGAUUAGGGACAGUGACUGGCCCUACCUGUCUACCCAGGAGUGCUUAGCUUACAAUGGGAGCGGGGAAAAGCCAAGUAUGUUGCUCGGAGCUUCUUAGAGUAAGCGCAGGACAUAACGUAAGAAACAAAUGUGUUUUCUUUCUUUCUUUCACAUUGCCGUCAAUAUAAUAUGUUGGACAGAUGUCAACUAAUAAAAGGACUAAAGCUUUAAAAUGUUUGGGGAUUGGUUUGAAUAAACAAAAGUGUUAAAAAAAAAUUCUGGCCCAUUAGGAGGAAUUAAGGAAGUCCGGUUCAGUGGAUAUGUUAAUCAGCUGAUAGGGCAACAGCUAAUGGUAAUAUUACCUGCACGGUUCUUUCAUUUGUACUUCCAAUUUGUUGUUUAUAGAAUAAAAAAGUGUAGUUAAAUAUCUAAAAACCUAAAGCUACCAGUGGUACAAUGUUUUGGUGAAUAAAUUACUUGAUGUUCCUUUCUUGCUUUUUUCUUUAUGAGUUAAUGGUCUGUAAAUAUAAAGGCUGUAUUUUGUGAGUUAGAAUUUUUUUAACUUAUGUUGGACUAUGUACACAUUUUCAAUUAUUCUGAAUCCAGAUCCUUCCUGCAUCCUUUCUCUUUUUAAAGAAAUACAGAGGUACUUCUACUUAUGUUCCCCUCUCGUUACGUAUCCUUCAGGAUACGCACGCGGCAAACCCGGAAGUAUAGUUCCGGGUUUUGCCACAUGCGCAGAAGCGCUCUAUUACGCCGCACAUGUGCGCAGAACAGGCACCUCCGGUUGUGGAAACCUCAGGAUCCGACCGGAGCUCCGGAAUGGAUCCUGUCCACAACCGGAGGUACCACUGUACUGCACUUGAUGCCUUUCCCCCCAAAACCAGCUUUGAUCCGAAUGGAAAAGGGGGGGGGGACUCAACCUAGCCGCAUAUUAAACUGAUAAUGUGUACAUAUAGAUAAUUAUAUAGAUUAAUUAUGAAGUUAGUUUUUUAUGACAUUAAUUAAUGAUGAAAUUAAUUUUGGUUUCAGGCUUCUAUAUUUAAAGGAGGGCACUGACAAAAAUAUUAGCAGGAUGAGAGCGAGUAAGAUUACAGUGUUGUCAAUGUUAAGGGGCUUAUGUUGUUGGCUUGUGUGCUUGCAGUCUGAACCUGUCGCUGAUCAAUAUGAUAGGCAGUAGUAACAAUUUAUUGGCCUUCUAAUACUUCUUUAGCUGUGUCAGCAAGCUUGCUGGAACCCUGUGCUAAAAUUAAUUUUCCGUUUGGAAAGCAAAUCUGUCAGUCUAGUAUGCACUGCCCUGGUUUGUUUGUAUUAUUUUUAUUAAUGAUGUUAGGUUGCAUCAUUCCUCAAAUCACAAUUUGUAAGAAGGCUUGGGCUCAAACAUAGUACGAAACCUUAUUUAGGUAUUGCAUCUAAAUCUAGCCCUAUCUCAUUAUAUAUAGUUAGCCAACUAUAAUAUGGAGAGAUCUACAGUAUAGCUAUUGCUGUAGUUGGUAUGCUAUGGCCCUUUGUGGGUUCCCCAUACCUUUCCGGGUACCACCACCCAAUUUAUUUGCAGGGUCAGUAGAAAUUGAUGUUUGUGUUAUGGCUGCUGGUGAAAACUUAGUGUGCAUGUGUUGCAAAUUAGUUUAUGCUAUCUUUAGGCUUUUGUGGCCUUUCUUUGAAACUACAGUAGUACCUCUGGUUGUGGAGGCGAUCCAUUCCAGAGCUCCGGUCGGAUCCCGAGGUUUCUGCAACCAGAGGAACCUCUUCUGCGCAUGUGCGUGCAACGAAACCCGGGAAAAAAACACUUCCGGGUUUGCCGCGUUCGCAUCCUGAAGGAUACGCAACCGGAGGUGUGCGUAUCCAGAGGUACCACUCACUGUAUUUGCAACUUGCAAUUGCUGCUCUUGGCUUACGUACUGGCAACCUUGGUUUUGAGCGGGGGUUGCAUUCUGAGCCAUCACGCGUCUUGGCAGAGCGUGCAUAAGCACACCCAUUACACCCCAUUCCCACUCCUUCCCCUGCCCCCGUUCUGCCCUUUUCCGGGUGUGAAAACAGCCUGUGUGUGCACAGACGUGUGUUCUUUGAAAGCAUGCAAAACAGGGGUAAACAUCCUUAAGAACAGAAGAUGAGCCUUGCCGGAUCAGGGCAAAGGCCCCUCUAGUCCAAUAUCCUUUUUCUCACAGAGACCAACCAGAUGCCUGUGGGAAGCCCACAAGCAACAGCACUCUCCCUGCUUGUGAUUUCCAGCCCUGGUAUUGAGAGGCACAGUGCUCCUGACAGUGGAGCUAGAUGCUAGAACAUACCCACCAUGGCUAACCAGUGAUAGACUUACCUUUCAUCAAUUUGCCUUUUUCUAUUGUAAAGCUCUCCAGUACAGUGACCAUCACUGUAUUUCAUAGCAUACUGCAUGAAAAGGUGCUUAACUCUUUUAAGAAGGUAGGAGAACCAAAAUAUCAGAUUAAUGAUUCCUUGAGUGCCUCCUCAAUCUGAUGUUUCGAGGGCAUGGAGGCAGAACAAGCCCUACUCAGUUAUGGACCACUCCCCCCGGCAUCUUUCUUCUCCCUUCACUAAUGUAUUUACAUUGUCAGGCAAAGACCCUUCUAUUGUCCGAGGCCCUUUAAUUCCAUCUUAAUCCUUUUAACAUCCUUUAAAUGUUGAUAUUAAUAUUGUAAUCUUUAGGAUUUGUUUUGUUUUGCUUUGUUUUUGGUGACUGGGACAUGUUUUAUCCCCUUAGGUUAUUUUAGCUUUCUUGUGACCAGGUUAUACCCUUUUUCUCAUUUCGGCUUCUGUAUUAUAUGAGUUUUAGUGUAUAUUUUGAUUGUAUUUUGUAGAUGUUAUGUUACUGAGCACAGUUAUGAUAAGUACUGUAGAAACUGAGAGGAACUCCACGUACUUCACACUUUAAAACAAACCCUGCACUGUUAGUGAGGUGAAAUAUAUUAAUAAUUUGACCUCUACUGCCCUUGCAUAUGAACUUCAUUUAUGGGGGAAAGGGUGAGUCUUUAAAAGUUGAACAUAACGCAAAUUAGAUUAUUUGCUUUGUAUUGGUUAAACUACUCAAACUGAAAAUUUAUCGUUUGUUACCUUACUAUCAAGGCUUUGAACAUCUAUUUGGAAACUAAGCACACAUACCUUUUUAGUGUUCUUGCAAUGUUGCUAUGGUAAUAGGAAAAUGUCUGCAUAGUUAACAAGCCAAUGUCAGGUAAUGGAGGCUUUGCAAAAAUAAGUUCAGCUAAGCAUUUGCCUGGGGCACUGAAAAACAAGUUGCCCAUAAAAGCUGCUUACCAACGAAAACUAUUUUAGAUGGAAUUGGAUUUAUACAGUCUGUGCAGUCCUCUGAUAUGCUAAUUGAUAUUGCUGUGGUUGGAGAGUUUGCAGAUGGCAAAUAACUGAUGUAGGGGAUUGCUGCAGAAUAACUGCUUUUCCUCCUUUCUAAAAAAAAACCCAAACAUGUUAUGCAACAGGUAACAUGCUUUAUUGUGAGAUAGCAGCACACAGCACACACAGUCAGCUGUCAAAAGUUAUGUUGCAGUUACAUUUUGUGCAUGUGUUUGUGGCACAUCUCACAAUGUUUUUCAUCAUGAGAGCUAUCGAUUCACAAAAUGUUUCAUGCUUUAUUUAAUAAAAUCUUUUCCCCUUCCUCUCUCUUUGAAAAUGGGUUCUCCAUUUGCACCAGUGUUAAAUAUGUUUAAGGCUAGCUAGGGUUCACUCUUAACCAAGAUUUGGCAUGCUGCUUGAUCACUCUGAAGAUCAGGCAGGGAAAUUACCUCUAAAGUGGGAAAGAGGUGGAAGUAAGGCACACAGCAAUGUUCCUGAUCUUUUCAGGAGCAGUUGAGAGAGACCCAUAUAUUUAAAAUGCACUGUCUAAUAGUUGCGGAACGGGAUUGGAUAAUGGUUUGCUUUUUCACAUGAGCUGGUACAGAUUUUGCACUGAUAUUAGUGCUUGGAAAUGGGGGGUGGUCAGUUCCCUGUCUUAUCCAUGAGAACGGUUGUGCACAAGAUGCAGUCUUCCAUGCCCAAAUGACACACACACACACCCGCUUUUAAUGGAAUUGCCGCAGUAUUGGUGAGAUGAAUGAGACUUUUUUUUAAAGGAGUGAGCACUUGAACAUUGAAAUGGUUACAAAAAUGCUAAAUUUAGUAAUAGCAAGAGAAUGUCUUUAAAGUAUUUUUAAAUCCUUUCCAAUUUUAAGGCCUCAGCGGAUUGCAGAAUGUUAAAAAUAGAAACUCUGAAAAGGUAGCUGCCAAACCCUUGUUUCUAAUCGUUGGACUGUGUUUGUCCAGAGUCUUACUAACUUUCUGCAACUCCAGCAACAUAUUUCUGGCAACAAGAGCCCCCUAAGCCAUGGGUAGGCAAAUUAAGGCCUGGGGGCCGGAUCCGGCCCAACCGCCUUCUAAAUCCAACCUGCGGACGGUCUGGGAAUCAGCAUGUUUUUACAUGAGUAGAAUGUGUCCUUUUAUUUAAAAUGCAUCUCUGGGUUAUUUGUAGGGCAUAGGAAUUCGUUCAUUCCCCCCUCCCCCCCAAAAAAUAUAGUCUGGCCCCCCACAAGGUCUGAGGGACAGUGGACCAGCCCCCUGCUGAAAAAGUUUGGUGACCCCUGCCCUAAGCCAUAGCCAAUAUAAGGACUAGAAGAAACAUUUAAGUUUUUUCCAUGAGGUUUUGUUUUGAGUUGCCUUCAUGUGUUCGCCAUCCAUGCAGAAAUACAAUCAAAUGUUUGGGAACGGAAACUGUUUAUCUGUGCAUAAUCCUGCUUUGUUUCCUCCAGGCAUGAAUCAAUCAUUGUGUGUGUGGGGGGGUGUUAAGUCAACUUCCUCUGCUGCUGCAUCUCCCAGCAUUCAUUGCACAUGUUGGGUGAUGGUAGUUCCUGUUGAAUAUUUGCCUGCUUUGUGGCCGAACACUUUCUGUCUUUGUUUAUGCUGCCGCUGCCAUACCAGUUUCACUGGAACAGUGCGGCAUGGAUGAUAUUUUACCCUGGCUUUUCAUGUGAAUUAUGCAGCAUGCUGUGUAUUUGAAGCUACAGAGCAAACCUCUGUCCAAACUCUGCUCUACUGCUGCGUACUGUAUGGACUUUGCUUUGCUAUUUUUGUGAAUGCACCAUUUCCAUUAAAUUGUGCCCUAUUAUUAAUUAAUGUUAUGGUUGCGUUAAUAUUAUGAUGUGGUUUGAAGCACAGAGAUUUUGGUACCAGCUCUGGAAAUUAUCAUUAACAAAAAUGCUAAUGAUGCCACAAGGCAAGCAUCACACAAAAUUAAUUACAAGUCCAUGUUUUAGAUGCAUGAGUGAAGAGUUAGCGAUAAACGGUUUUUGAAAUUAGAAAUCAAAAUUUAGAAUUAGAAUUAGCAAUGCAGUGGUGUUUUACAUAUGACAACUGUUAUGUAAUGUAAAUAAAUAAAUACUGUACUACUACUCUUUGGAUGCAUUUUGACACUUUGAUACAUUUGUGCUACUAAUUAAAACCACUAUUUUUGGUGCUAAAUAAAACUCAUUAUUAAAAGAUAAAGUCAAACUUUUUGUGAAUUGAUAUGACAUUGUGGUUUUUGAAUUAGGUUGUUUUACUGCACUAGAAAAAGAAACUCAAAACAACUUUUAAUGCAGGAAAUAGUGAUAUUUUUCAAAAAGGAGUCUUAUACUGUUGUCAUACCAAUCUUUUAUUUUUCAUAUGCAACUUUUUAAAGUGGUAAGAUAUAUAUAUUAUGAUUUAAGCCACAUUUCUUAGAAGGACGCGGGUGGUGCUUAGUCUAAACCACUGAGCCUCUUGGGCUUGCUGAUCAGAAGGUUGUCUGUUCAAAUCCAUGCGACGGAGUGAGCUCCUGUUGCUGUGUCCCAGCUUCUGUCAACCUAGCAGUUAGAAAGCAUAUCAGUGCAAGCAGAUAAAUAGGUAUCACUGUGGCGGGAAGGUAAAUGGCGUUUCUGUGCGGUCUGGUUUCCGUCACAGUGUUCCAUUACGCCAGAAGCGGCUUAGUCAUGCUGGCCACAUCACCCAGAAAGCUGUCUGUGGACAAACGCCGGCUCCUUGGCUUGAAAAGUGAGAUGAGCACUGCACCUCAAAGUCGCCUCAUUGACUGGACUUAACCAUCCAGGGGUCCUUUACCUUACCUUACAUUUCUUAGACAUUUCUUAGGCUUAGAGGUUCUUCAGGGUGAUUCCUAAAAUGCUUACAAUAAUAGAAAUUAAUAAUGCAAUAUUUUUUAGUUAUCAAAAUUGGUUAUUGUGCUCAAUUUUCUGGCCAACAAUAAAACACUGAUAGGAGCAUAACAAUAUUUUCGGUUUUUAAUUUAACAGUUUUAAUUUAACAGUUAAAUAAUUCAUUUUGCGACAUGUCAAAACUUUACACAUUUUUUUAAUUAAAAAAACAGUUUGGGUAACAGCACUAUAUUCUAAGCUACCUCGUGCAAAAACAUGCUAGUAAGACUCAUAUUUGUUUUUGGAACUGGAACUUGAUGACUUAUUGUCCAUGCAUAGUACAGUGUUGCAUACUGCUGCUUAAUACAAAAAAGAAAAAAAAGCUCAGGCAGCUGGUUAAAUGCUGCAGAGCUGACAAUAUUUGCAGUAUCCUUUUUGCAAAUAUGAAAAAGUGAACUAAGGCAGCUGUAUCGUUCUCCUUUCUGGUUGUGCUUUACAUAGGAUGAUAUUUUUCAUGAUUAUGUGCUCAACAUAUCUUAUACCUGAUGUUCUUUUGAGACAGAGAAGUUAUGUUCUAUCAAGCCUUUUUUCAAAUUCCAAUCCCUAUGAGUCAUUUGCUGGUUAAAAAGAUGCAGAUGUUUUAAACUCAUGGAAUUGUCCUUACCAUUGCAUUGCUAAGCAGCUGUCCCUUCAAGCUAGCUAACACUGACGGCUGAAGGGUGGACAGCAUGAACAGCAAGGUUUAACUUCCCUGUUCUUAUAGUAGAUCUGUGUUGUCUGAGCUCAUUUUUAAAAAGAAAUAUAUAUAUAUAUAUUAACAGGCUGUUUGGGACAAGGAAUGGAGGGCUUCCUGCCAAACCACUCAAUAUGGAACUUUUAGAUUCAAAAGGGCUUUGCAUAUGCCUUGGUUAGGGAGACGCACCGUACAUAAUGUAUUGUUUACCGGUGCACAGCAAAAAAAAGAAAGAAUCUUAAAUCAAAUUUUGACUGCAGCCAAAAGCUUCCUUCUGGUCCUCUUCCAAGUUCUCCAGAAUGCAGAGGAAUAUAAACUCAAUAUAAUUGUACAUUCUGAGUAUGUGUGCUGUAAUAACAUUUGCAAAAGGCAAAUGAUUCUGGAAGAGCGUUGCACAGUUGGCCUCUGACCUCAGAUGUGUGCCAUGUGAAGGCAUUUUUGUGUGGGGUUUUUUUAGGGGGGAAUUUAGGAAGCAUGUUAAAUGUGCACACAAACCCUCACAGUAUAUGCAUGCAAGCACAAUGCACAUAUGUAUUCCUGCCAAUAUGUGUAGUUAACAUAAGGAGUCUGCCAGUAUGGCUCCUCUUAUUGGCUAGGUGUCAUGGGAAAACACUAAGGCAAAUAGAGUAGAAAACAAGUUCCUAAUACACAAAGAACGUCAUGAUUCUACAUGGUAUUUAUUCAGUGGAAAAUAGUGCAGGAAGAGUCCAUCUUCCUGGAGAAACUUUAGAUAAAUGUUGUGGAGGACCUACAGACUAAUAUUAGUUACAAAAAGGAAGGUAAUGGAUUGUACUUGUAGUAAUUCAGUUUGUUUUUACAAUCCAGGAAAUGAUGACUACAGUGGUACCUUGGGUUACAUAUGCUUCAGGUUACAGACUCCGCUAACCCAGGAAUAGUACCUUGGGUUAAGAACUUUGCUUCAGGAUGAGAACAGAAAUCGUGCUCUGGCGGCGCAGCAGGAGGAGGAGGCCCCAUUAGCUAAAGUGGUGCUUCAGAUUAAGAACAGUUUCAGGUUAAGAACGGACCUCCGGAACAAAUUAAGUACUUAACCCGAGGUACCACUGUACAGCUACAGAGCAGCUUGGAGCCAUCCUUGAUGUUAACGAAGGAUGGGAGGGAUUUCCCAGUGCUGUGUCUGCUGCAGAUAUUUCCAUAAUAGGCUCAGUUGUGUUCAGUUUGUAAAAUGUAAGCACAGAGACCCCUUUUUGACACACAGUUUUUCGAAAUGCAGCCCUUCAUAUGCUAAGUUCUAUGUGCAUGGUAACAGUGCCUAAAAAGAACACUUGCUUCGCAUGCCGCCACCAUAAAGGAAUGUGCUUCACCUGAGAGAAGGGUGGCAAUAACCAUCCACCAACUUGCUUCUGUUGCAAAUUGCUAAGCUCUUUGUUACAAUGUACAUAACGUUGGCUGAAGUCUCUGAAUUGAUUAGCAGAAAACUUCCUGGACUGUAAUCAAGAUAGGCAAUCUGCAGUGAUCAAUUAAUUUGUAGCAAAAGAGACCUCCAAUUGUGUUAGUGCUUGGGCAAAAGUCAUGUGCCCCUUUCAGUUCCAGACCUGUUAACUAUUAUAAAUAUGAUUCCUUGCAAACCAUAGUGGAUUCAGAAUGUUCAGAUGUGUCUUGACAACUGUCAUGAUGCUAGAGUCCUGAGAAUACCCUGUGGUCAUUGGGUAACCAUGACCAAGGAGAACAUGGAAGUGAGCAGGUGUUGUUGGCUGUUUGGCUUAUCUCUUGAUAUCAUGUUAAUGCAAUAGUUUCCAUGCUCUUCAAAUAAUGCGGACAAAAACUUUAGCCAUAUUCUAAGGGUAUCUGAUAUCUGGGUAAUAAAAGGAAGCUAGAACAUGUUUCUGAACUGUGUAGAUUUCAGCGGCUUCUUUGCACAACAUUUGCUGCCAUAAAUGAGAGGUUAUUGUAUGGUACAUCAUUCAUUCAUUCAUUCAUUCAUUCAAUUAGAGCAGAAAUAUGACCUUGGAGCUCUUCAUCUGCACAGCACACACCUAUCCGAAGAUCUAAGUGAGAAAUAGAGAAUGUGAGGGGAAAUGAUGCAGAAUAUGAUUUACAAUCACUUUUGGCCAUUCCUUAAAUUUUCUUCAUUUAAGACAAUGUCUCAGAGAUACUAAUGAAUUAAAAACAAAUUCAGACAUAAGAAGAGCUCUGCUGGAUCAGACCAAAGGCCUUUCUCGCCCAGCAUUGUGUUCCCAUAUGACCAACCUGUAGACAGGAGCCCUCUCCCACUCAUAAUUGCCAGCAACUAGCUCCCAGAGAUAUACUACUGAGCGUGGAGGUAGUAUCUAGCCAAUGAUAGCCUAUUCAAGUGGGCAGCCAUCAUUACAUCUUUUAGUAGUGAAUUCUGUAGUUUAGCUCUUCUCGUGCCUCCUUUUGGCUGUCCUAAAUGUCUUUUGCCAUUUUGCUUGAUUGGGUUCAAGUAUUAUGAUAGAGGAAUAAAAAACAUUUCCAAACCAGCUUUCUUUAUACUAUGUGUAAUUUCACACAUCUCCAUCCUGUCCACCUUCUUUCCUUUUUCUGAACUAAAAAAGUCUCACAUUGUAAUUUUUCCAGAUAGGGAGGUUUUUCCAAUUUCCUGAUAAUUUUGGUUGUCCUUUCCUGCAGAUAUAAGAGGCAUUUUAUUUUUAUUUCAUUCAAUAUGUAGAAUGUGAGUAUUUGUUCAAUAAAGUGUUUAAUACAAACUAAGCAGCUUUAGUCUGUAAGCCUUAAAGUAGUUCCCUGUGUCAUUGUCAGCCAAUAUACCCAUGCACACAUUUUUUAAAGAGUGCAUUGAUUGAUUAUAUAACAUGGCAGAAAUCCCAAAUUUUAUGUACAGUUCUACAAAGUAUGAAACAGAGAAUAUAUAAUAAAAUUAUAAAACUGAAAAAGUGGGAAAGUAGUAAACCUCUACAGGUCAAACAUUGAUAUCCAUCUAGCCAUAAUGUUAAAAUGUCUAUAAAUGGUCUCAGAUUGUUUAUGUAUGUAUAAGCAUGUUUAGUGCACAGUUCUGGCCGAGUUUAGAAUUUGCAGAUUACAUAAUUCACUUCUUACAACUGCAUCCAAUAGGCUUCACACAUUAUCAGUUUUCAUUUUUAAAAAAUAAGUAUCUUUAAAAACAGCAUAUUGCGAACUGCAUUGCUCACCAGAUAUCAAUAAAGAUGCAGUUCCAAGAGAUAUCAGAUUGGGUUACAGAAGUGUAUGCCUCCUCCUUGUCCCUAUAUUAAGGAUAGAAUCUGAACGUGUGGUUCUACUUUUUCUUGAGCAAAUCCAUUUUUCCUUGAAAGUGAUACUGUCUUUCAAUACACAGAAGUGAUGUUUAAAAAUUAUGCUAGCACAGAAGACAAUGAUGAAAGGAAUGGCAGGAAAAAUACCCAAGUUAGUACAAUUAAAGGGGAUGCCUGGAGACAGUUGCUCCAAAUUAGUCUUUUGUAAUUUGCAGUACGUGGCUGGAUAAAUAUUUGAUAGUGCACCCUCAUGAAACAGGCUGUUGUCAUGAUUUCAGCUGUAAAGAGAGAGAGAGAGAGAGAGAGAACCUAUAAUUUAUGUGGAAAACAUGGAAUGCCAUUCAUGCAAACAUGAAAUCCAUAUCAAAACAAUAUAAUCAUAUGAGAUUUGUAAAAUUUCAACUGGACAACUGGGGAGGGAGGAUGAGAGAAGCAAACACAAUAAUCAGUUCUUACAGUUUCUUACUACAACCAGCAAGGAUUGAAACAGCCUGAUGAAAUGGCUGCUGCCAGGUGACAGCUGAGGUCUCUCUCAGCAAACCUGAUGGAAUAGCCUUAUUUUCCUUCUCUUCCAAUACUUUGCAGCCUGUCUGAAUAGCUGAUGCUAGGAGACUUGGGGGGGGGGAGCAAAAGACAGCUGGUUUCUCAGUGGAGCUAAUGGAAUAGAUGUUCUUCCAUUAUUUCCUUUUGCUGCAGCCACUGAAGACAGUGAGACUGAAAUAGAGGAUGUGUGGAAUCAAGGAGGAGUUGAAGGGCAGUGUGCACGCAUUUGCCAUCCACAUUGAACUCCUUUUCAUAGACGGAAGGUAGCCUCAGUUUAAGAAAGUGCUUAGCUUGUAUUUUAAUGAAUCAUGCUAAUGAGUUCCUUCAUUAAAAUAUAGUUUGCCUUAUGUCUGAUUUUGCACAGAAAUAGCAAAGACGAAAUAAAAUAGAGGUUGUACAGUAUCUGGCAAAGAAAUAGUGCAUUGUGUCUAUCCAUUGCAGCGGAGAAGGGCAGGACAUGCAAGAGGCUGGUUGAGUUUGUAGGAACUGUUGCCAAGAGGCAGAAUCUAGGGUUUAUGUUACUUGGUAGGAAGAGGAGGGGAGGAUUAAUCUUUAAGGCUCGAGGUAUGUAUUUUUCCAGGCCUUGGAAAAGCAUGUCACUUGUGUGGGCAGAGAAGUGUUUUUGCGCCUUGUGAUCCAGACUUGGGGAUGGUUAUUUAAAACUGUUGGAUGCCUUUGGAAUUAAGCAUGCUUCUCACUCCUGCCUCAUCCCUCAUGCUAAGAGAGGUGUGUUGCGAGAGACUAGAGAGGGAAGGCAGAUGCAAAGAUGGUGGGGUUUUUACAUCUGUUAAUUAUUCCAAUACAGUCGAACCUCUACUUACCACCGCCUCUUCUUACAGUCGUUCCAAGUCGCAACCGCGGCAAACCCAGAAGUAACCAGAAGUUUGCCGCCGUUCACGCAUGCACAGAAGUGGGCAAUUGCCGCCUGUGCACAACGGCGUCUCUCCCAGCAACCCGUUUCGACCUGUGGAUGGACCUCCAGAACGGAUUAUGGUCGCAAAUAGAGGUUCCACUGUAGUGUAGGGCACUGGGAAGAAGACUUUUCCACCAAUGAUUGCUGAUACUUUGCUUCAAAGCCAUUCUAUGAAUAUGCUAAAUCAGGCAACGUGGUAGCACAUAUGAAUCACGUAUUUCUGUAGCUCACCUUUCUUAAGGCUGCUUCACACAUUGUUUCCUCGUCUAAAGAGGCUUCUGUUAAAAAAAGGUUACCUCUAUGUGCACGAUGAACACAUGGGGAUAAGUGUGCUUCACCUGUGGCGUGCUCCCUGACGUACAUACACACAGCAGCAAGCGUUCAUUUGCCACUGCAUCAUGUGUCAUAUGGCCCGUAUGUGCAUAUGUGUGUUCUUCCUCUUUGCAUAUAAUAUAUUGCUUUCCUUAGAAGUGUGCCACAAUAUGCUCUUUUUGGUUUUGACUUGUAUUGAAGAUAUUUCAAAAUAUUGUAGGAAUAGAAACAAGUAAAAAUGAACAUUCCAACCGGAGUUUUUAAAGCCGUUAAGAUCAGCCAGGGUUUUUUUCACGCUUGUUUAAAGCCGCAUCCAGGGAAACCUGGGCAAUGGGGAUGGCCCUUCUAGGCUUGGUGCCGCAUAUUAUCUUCAUAGUGCAACAAGUGGCAAGUCUACGUUACUUUUACAUUAGCAGCAGCCAAGUUAAUUUGGCAGGGAAGAAUAAUGUGGAAAACAGUACAUUGAAAGGAUACAACUCUUUCCUGUCACUCAAAUAGCAUCAGGCUUGGUUGGUAAUAAGUCAUAUGGAAAUUGCUGGGGUUUAAUUUUAGGUAAACCUGUUUUGGGAUUGACAUCCAGUUUUGCUCUGGAACUGAAUAGCAGAUAAACAGAUGAGUGGACAGAGGAGCAUGUGUGAAGAAGUGCUAAACAUGUCUUUUUUCUGGAGUGGACAGUUAUUCCUCAAAUAGCUCCCUUAGACUUAUAAACCAGACAGGUGCAUUUGUUAAAUCAUCUUCUGAUGGAUCUGAUUGGUACAAAGCAAAGUUUAUUUACACCUCUCACCUUUUGAUGUACAUUCUGAAAGAUCAUGGGACAAUGGCAUUUCUCGAUUCAGUUCGAAGGUACUAGUAUAACAGCUCUCACAAAUACUUAUCUUCAGUUACUCUUAUGCCAAGGACAGGCAUAAUGUAAAAAGAUGCCAUCAUGAGCAGGUGGCAGUGGCCUGAUUUCUUCCUGCUUUUGCAGUUCUUUUGACAGAUGCAACAAUUUGAAUGGUGGCUCAUCUGCAAGUCUUGACCUUAGGUGCUUCCUGCCCUGGGCCAGGAGGUGGGCAGCUUUUGUGUUUUUAAGUACCAUGUGCCCUCAUGUUAUCACAAGGAAACAGCCUAUCAGCAUGGUUUUAUAGCUGACUGAAUCUGCAGGUGCUGCCCAGUCAAUAUGGGAGAAGUGGGGAGCUUUCCAAACGGGACUCACUGCUCUAAAAACAUCCCAUCUGCCUUACUUUUCGGUUAAGAGUUUUAGUUGAUUUUGCAUAUCUAGUAUGCAAAUAUGAUAAUUUAAUCCUUUAGCCUGUUGUUCAGCCAUUCAUAAAAAAAUGCCACUAUAAAAUUUUACAAUUAGCUAGCAAAAUACAACCAAAUAUGGUCAUGGUCAGAGCAAUAAUGCCAUAUUCAAAAUAGGAUGCUGUACUUACUAUAGGUGACUUCAGUGUUCCAAAUUCUGUUUCUGGGCAAGGGAGUGUUGAGUAUACAUUUAGUUGUUCAGGCCAGAUCUUUUGCAUUGUAUUUUAGUACCUGUUCCAGUGAUCAGUGAUUUAUUCUUAAACAUUUAGAUGACUGUUCCAUGCAUCUUCCUCUGAUACCACUAUAUUUGCACAAGUCCUGUCUUCAUAUUUGCCUUUAUUUUAUUUGCCACUUUCUAUUUUUGACAGCUUAAAUGAUCAUAGGAAACAUGUAAAGAAGGACUUCACUUGUUAAUAGAUUUUAGGAGUAGUGCAGGGUAAUAGUGGAGGGAAAGUCAGUAAUUUUUAAGACACAAUUAUUAUAUUAAUAAAAAAUAUAAACAAUAUAUUAUUAAUAUUGGCAUCAUUGCAUUGUAACUACCCAGAUUUAAGCUUGAUGAGGCCCUAAGCUACUGAAGGUUAUGGGGCCCUUUAUAUGUCCAGCUGUCCUUUGUCAAGAACAAAUUGUCACUUUUUUUGUGUUGAAUAUUUUAGGGAGCAGGCUAGCAGGCGGGGCCCAUUACUUACAUCAUAGGAGCCUACACAACGCAAAACACUGUUGCUGUAUGUAGGUUUUAUUUUAUUUGUUUUUUAUCUUAUAUUUUGGUAAGGUACAUCCAGUUCCCCCCCCCCCCUUUAAAAUUUUUUGAGGCCCCCCAAGAGAAUGGGGCCCUAAGCUAUAGCUUGUUUAGCUUAUACAUAAAUCUGGCACUGGAACUACCUAUGACCUUACUGUGGUUAUAACAGAACAACUUGGCAAGAAUUCUUGCAUUUAGGUUCAGAAUUUGGUGCAAGAGCUAUUGAGAAAGACAAAGUAACAAGGAAAACAUUGCUACGUUGAUGAAAAGAGUGGGUUCUAGGACAAAAAUUAAGCCAAUACAUAUAAUAUCAAAACAAUGAUACUGUAUUUAAUAAAGAUUCUCAAAUGACUUUUUUUUUAACUUGACAGUUCAAUUUUUAUUUUAUUUUUUGUUUUAAAGAUCAGCUUUCUUUCUUUCUUUCUUUCUUUCUUUCUUUCUUUCUUUCUUUCUUUUUGCAGAUUUGCCCUCAUUCUUCUCAGUAACAGUUUAUUCAUCUUUGCAUUACAAAUUUCUUGGAGUAGAUUUAGGCUUGCUGUUGUUUUGCAUUGCAAGCAGGAACUGAUUAAAAUCUCCCUCUGGGAAAAAAACCCCUUGUAAGUAUGGACUGUGUGGCUGCUGAAUAGAACAUCUUUUCCGUUCACUCUCAUGGUUGCUGCUGCUAUUCAUGCUCCGUUUUGCAGCCAUUAGAUAGCAUGGGGAACUGACUAUCUUAUGAGACAAAUAUAACUCCAUUAGUCAGCUUGCGUGGGUUGCUGAUACAGAAUGCAGUCAGUAAUUUCUCCUGGUGGAUUUUUUCAAGUCUGUUGCAUCCUGUUAAAGUGUGUCGAAAUGUACAUAUCCAGAAUUUGACACCCCCCUCCCGUUUCCUACAUCAGCUAGCUGUCUUCUUCUAAUGUAAUUGUAUUAAGAUACAUUGAGACUAAAUCUGUAUGACAUGUAAUCCCCAUGAGAAAAACACCUUCUGAGAUGUGAGUGCUUGCUGUGGCAAGCUGAGAUCCCGUUAGUGGAACAUUCUGUUGUGAAACGUUUGUUACAGGACCGAUCAUCGGGGAUCCCUUUUGGGACCAAGUAUAAAUAUUUGCGUAAAUAUAUAUUACUAGGCAUAUUAUACCAGAAUCACCUGUUUUGCAAGCCCUCUUAAUAAAACAGUAAUUUGUAGAGUUAUUGAAAGGAUAAGAAGGGUAAUGAUAAUGUACUUUGUCAGCUUAGUGGCAGAAUUGGGUUUUAAAGCUAGAUGACCCACUUGCAUUCCAUACGACAUUGCAACACACAGACAUAUUGUUCCCUUUUUAUAUUGAUGGGAGUUGGAGCUCUUGUGCAAUUCAAUGCAGCUCACACAGAAACCCUUCCCAGCAGACAGUGUCCUUUACUUUCGGAAAUGCAUGUCCAGAAUACUUUGAAAUCUUAUUAGCUUGCAUGGAUACCCUCUGCCAGUACUUGGGAAAUGUAAUAUGUGGGCCAAAUGUUCAAGUUAGUAUUUUAAAAAUCUCUCCACUUAUGAGAAACAGUUCAUCUUCCUAAGACCUUCAGAACAUGGGUGGGUGUGGUGUUUAAGGCUGGCUAUGUAUAUAUAUGUGGAAAAGGUGCGAUUUGAUACUCAAGUACCAGGAGUUCAGCCCAAUGUAAUUUAAACUAGGCACAAGCAUUCAACCAAAACCUCCUUUUAUUAGUGUUAAAGUGCAGUGUUUCAGUAAUACAGAAUAGAUUUAGAAAUGUUAUGUAACAAUAUUGUGCAGCCAGUUAACUAUUAGACAACUAGGUUUUCCUCCUAGUUGCUAAGCAAAGAGGAGAGGAGUUGUCAACGUUAAGAAAUCAUCUUAGGGGCAUUGCUGAGACUGCGAUACAGUCCUCUGUUUCUACACCCAGGAGCAGACCUAUUGGCCACAAGGUUUUAAAACUCUGAUAGCUUUUCAGAUAGUGAGGUGCAGACAAGUGCUAUGUUUGUCAUUGGAACUGUCUCUUGCUGGCCUGUGUUUGUGGAGCAGCAGUGUUUUUUGGACUAUGCCAGGGCUGGUUAACCUUUGUUGGCCUGAGCCUUCCAUGGACACAUGCCAAGCCACCCUACACUCUUGCUAGCACAGGCAAACUGCUUCUUCCUUAACUGAUUGGUGUGUAUGAGCUGAGGAGGCAGCUGAGGAGGCAGUUAUCACCCUUUAUCUUAUCAGAUGAGCUAGCAGAUGACUAGAGAUGGACAAUUUGCAUCCCUAUCAGGGCACUAGGCAGCGCAGAGCAUUCGCCACAGCAUGAUGAUUUCCUCCCCCUUCUUUUUGUUGUGGGAGGGAUCCUUGUGAGGGGAACAAAAAAUUGUUGGGGAGUGAAGCCCCUAUGCCAAGAGUAAACCCCCUAUGAACUGUACACCUGUGAUGGUGGGGUUGUUGUUGUUGUUUGCGGGGAGUGGAUUGAAUCAGAAGAAGUUUCCUAUGAAAACUAGGGUGAUUUGUGUCAGAAAGAAACUCAGCACCUGAACAUUUUAUAAGAGCAAACUAAUUUGGCCUGUUUAAUAUACUUUUAUUUAGUAAACGGCUCUAAGAACAUUGAAACGGCCCAGGAAUACCCCGCCUCCCCCCCCUCCAAAAUUGCAACUAGAAUCCAUCCAUUGUUACUAGUAAACAUAUGAAAUAGAAAAUUUUCCGUAGGAAUUUUCCACCGCACACCACUGCUUUACACUUAAAAAUCUGCCUUGCUGUUAAGUAUCAGAAAUAAUAGUUUGAAUCCAAACAAGUACUGCAGGACUCUGCUUGUGCCAUGGGGCCUCCUCACCUACUUCUCUCUGCCGCCUUCUGUGCCCUCUGGAAAGCUCCUAAUAUUUGUGCAACCCUCCAAAAUGGUGUGGAAUGUGACAGUGGGGGGGGGGGCGUGCAGCAUGGGGGGGGGUGUGAAUCAAUUUAAACCACGGAGGCCACUUUGCAUAAGCACAAGCCCACAUUUUCUAUGACUACUGGUAAUCUUUUUUACACCCAUUCUUUCUGUUUGUUCAGUUGUUCUUGAAAUUUCUCAGUACAGAUGCAUGAAAAACACACUUUUUUUAUUCUUCAAAAAAAGCCUACAUGUUGCUUUACUUUCCUAUAUUCUCAGAGCCUGGUUCAUUUUUGCAUUAUCUUCAGUGGUAUAUUUUGGAUGACAAGAGCCUAGUAAAUAGUUUAUUUUAUCUGACCAGCACUACCAUUCUACCCAUGGCAGUUGAAUCCCAGGUCAGGCUAACCAUUUUGCAAUGCCCAAGGUACAAAGACUACUUUGAGAUACUGUUAGCAGAUCUGCUAGAGUGUCUGUCCACAUGUAUCAUGAAAACAUGCCUUGCACACUUAAAGGUUAAUUUAGAGGAGUUAGCAAUAUUAUUCUUGGGAUCUUUAGACAAUGGUUGUGCACACAGGCAAAAUUGCAUUCGCUUUUAUAAUCUUGCUUAUUUUGGGAGAUUUAGCACAAACAAAUGUUAGUGUGUUUUUUCCAGAGGAAUAGCAUUGCUGCUAUUGUAGUUUUUAUAAAUUAAUGAAGGUUUAAAGGUGACAACAUGCCAAUAUAACAUGAGUUAGAAGCAACAAAAGCAGCUUCGCAGCUUGGAGCAUCGUUUGAAUAGAUCUAUAUAUCAAUAUCUAUCUAUAUACAAAAACUCUUUUGAUGUUUAAUUGUUUUUUAAUGGUUGCUUUUCUCUCUAUGUUUUUAGCUGUUUCUAUGUUAGCUGUAAGUCACCUUGAGUCCCUGUGAAGGAAAAAGGCAGGCUAUAAAUAAAUAUUAAAAUUACAGAAAUACCACUACAGAAUACAGAGGGUUAAGAACAUUGUACAGGGGAGAGUCAUUCACCCAUUGCCUGGACUGUGUACUUAGUUAUUAAGACAGAGGGGAGAGACUAGAGGCAGAGUCACUUAAUCAGGAAUUAUGAGGCAGAGUCUUGGAGAGCCAGCUUUGGUGCAGGAAACACAGAAGAACCAGGACUCGAGAAAGGCGGUAUGUAAAGUAGUAGUUUCUCCUUCUCACAUGACCAUCUAUCAUGGAUGCUUUUUAGUUGAGAUUCCUGCAUUGCGGGAGGUUGACUGGAUGAUCCUCAUGGUCCCUUCCAACUCUACAGUUCUAUGAUUCUGUGACCCAGAGGUAGAUGAGAUUGAGGGAAAACAGGAGAGAGAAGUAAGAAUGUUGGGGCACUAUUUGUGGUAGAUAUGGUAGUAGAUUCCAGAGUUUAUGGGACAUGAUAUAACCUCCUUGUGAUUGCCAUGUGCCUACUGCUUAUGCCAGCUUAAACCAUGAGGGCUUUCCCUGGUGACCACAGUGAUGCUCUCGUUGCUCGGAGCAAAGCCAGUUUAUACGCAUACUCUUGGACGGGGGAUGUACAGAGUUCCAGCUGAACUGAGCUCCUUGGUAACAGGAGUUGCUAGGCAACAGCAGGAUAAAUUCUGCAAGUUGUCAAUAUCUCAGGCACUUGUUACUUGGGUAGAAGGGCCCAGAGGUCCAGUUCAGACCAGCCUUGGUUAGAUUAUUGCACCCUUAUUCAACAAAAGAAUUCCUAAUGGGACUAAACCCAAUGAGUAGGAAAAUUCUCUCCCCUCCCCGAUUGCAUUUGUAUACAUCUAUGUUUUUGUGUUCAUACCUGUUAUGAAUUCUAUGCAGAAAAACACUUUGGAAACAUUAGAGUCACUUAAGUUCAGUAGCCACGUGACCACCGCAGCACCACUCUUCCCAGUAAGUAUGACAGGGUGAUUUGAGAAGCCCCAGAGCACAUGGGAAGAACUCUUCCCAAAGCAGUUGGUUUUGGGAAGAACCACAGUUUGGGCUUCUGUGUAAACUUGAAGUUAGGUGAUAUGACCUUAUGCCACCACAGAUAUGACCUUAUAGCCACCACAGUCUUUCAGCAGCUCUCAGUUAAGGAAUAACAUGAAUAUGUUCUCAAUCUUCAAGUAAAAUGGAUACUUUCUCCAGUGUAAGUAAGAAGACAUUCAUCUCAGGGAAGUGUUCACACUGAGGCUGGGAAGGCAGGGCUAAGACACCUUUCCUGAUAAGUGUAUGUGAACUUGUGGUCUGUUUUCUGUUAUUCACGUGGCUAGCUUUCUGAUCUGCAGAGACUCCACUGCACAAGGUUGUUUCCUGCUGUCUACCAUGGGAUAUUUACUGGAUGUAGCUUUAUGGCCUGCUAGAAGUCUGUUUGUAUAGUGUUAGAAAGCAGAAAGUAAUUUGGAUGGCAGUAAAGUUUCAUAGCUGUAAAAAUCCCAACUGUAAGCAAAGUUUAUGUAGCAGUUUCUCCCUGGUGCCGCGGUGUAUGCCUUCGCCUCCCCCUCAUCCAGCGUUCGCUGUUGUGUAUAAUAAGUUGUGGUAGCAGAAACGGGAACACAGACAUCUACAUUUCCUUCUUUUCAAAGUGCGCUGGUAGGGGAGCUUUCCUUUCCUCUCUUGGAAUGAAGGAACACACCAGAUGGACCAUUGAAGUUUUUAUGUACUACGGCGAAGCGCUCUCUAGAAUGAAGGCGAGCUCUCAACCCCCUACUGUAGUUUUAAGAAAGGCUGAGACAUGACUAAGUGGAAUGGAAAUGGGGAGAGCAUGUGGUGUUGUGUAUAUUUGGGUGGGGUGGGGGGGGUUAAUUUGUGAAUUUUCUAUCUCAAGUUUUCCAGAAAACUAGCAGUCCAUUGUAUGUGUAUCUUAACUCCUUUAUUGUUUUGCACACAUUUAUAAUUCAGGAUGAUUACAGACUAUCGGUAAUUAGGAGGUUUGUUUUCCAGCUGAAAAUGAAUUUUACUUUCAUAAAGAACAAUGCCAGGGUAGAAGUUGAAAGUGCUCAUUCAGCAUUGUGGUCACCAUUGUGGUUCCUUGCAAAAAUCAGACGCUUACUUCAGUUUGUGCAGAGUGGGGUGUGUGCAUCUCUACAGAAUUUGCUCCUACACAAUUUGCUCCUACACCACUUUUAAGUUUUAAAGAAUAUAAUGUGCUGUAAAUAUUGUGCUUGAUGUGUGUGUUUUUAUGUGUGUAUGCCUUCAAAUGUACCUGUGGUAUAUUUGGAAGGCCCUAUUUGGAAAGGAAAACAAGGCCCUUAAAACCUAAAUUGGUCAGUUCCUUGUCAUUUUAAGGCUGAAGCGACGGAGGAAAGAGAUGUUUAUUUCCUUAAAAUGUUUAUCUCCUGUUUUUUGAAGUGAAAAGAAUGAAAAGGCAGCUUACAAAUCUGAAACCCAAGUAUGAUUUUAAAACAAUAAUCAAAACAAAAGAGAACACAACAGCAAAGAGCAGAACAGAGGCAAAUGUUAAUUAACUCAUUGAUUAGCAGUUUUUUAAAAAACAAACAGCCAAGCAAAAGAAUCCCUUCAUACUUGCGAGGCCCCAGAGGCACUCUGGAAAAGCACAAACUUUGCAUGGUGUCUCUUUAUUGGAAUUCAAUAAUGUUUUGUUAUAUAUAAAUAAGGGGAUUACUUAAAUUGCCAUAAUGAAAAACAUACUAUUUGUUAUUAAUCUGCUAAGUUCCUACAUCUUUGUCAAGCAUCCUGUUAGUUUCUCUGUAAACAGUAAUAUUUCACAUAUUUACUCCAUUCUUUCCAGAAAUCAAGAAUGUUUACUCUUGUUUUGCAUGACAUACAAGUAAUAUACAAGUUUAAUUUUAGCAAGCAAAAUCUCAAAUGUCAGUGCAUCUUUUUGAAAGUUUUGCUAUGAAUAUUUUUGAUAAUUACUGUGGUGUCACUUACAGAAUAUAACUACCAAAUGAUUAUAACUACCAAAUGAGACCCUUCAUAUCUCUUAUUAAUAAUUGUGUCCAUAGGAAUAUUAGCAUGUAUAAUUGGGUUGAUAAACACCUGAAUCAUUUGUCAAGAAACUCUGAUUUUGAGACACAUCCACAAUUAAUUAUUUUGAGGGGGGUGGGGUGUGCUAUUAAUAUAGCCCCAUCUGUAGCAUGUACCACCAGACAUUAGAAAUGUCAGUUUUAACCAGUGCUUCUUUCCCUGAGGGUACUCAAAGGUUUUCCCCUAGAAAAAAAGCAUUGGUUAAAAAUGUGGCACUUACUGUAACAACUUCACAGUGAGUUUUCACCUGGUUUUGACCUUGAUAUUAUUCACUGGGAAGUUAUAUAACUUUUUUAAGUUUUAAAAUGUGUUAAAUGUUUUUAAAGUGGUUUUUUUAAUAAAAACUUAAAUAUAUUGUUUCGCUGUUUCAGUUGCUUUUCUGAGCUCCUUUGAGAGGAAGGUUGGGAUAGAAAUUUAACAACAACUUAUAGGGUGCACUGCUAAGGAAUCAAUUUGCCUAGUGUCUGAAAACCAGGAAAGAUGGGCAGAGUGAACAUCUUGAAAGCAGGGCCAGGGGGGAGUUCCAUAGUGUGUCACAGCUCAAAAGUUCCCGCUUUGGGCUAUUUUCCACCAUGUUCCAGAUGACAGAGGGGCAAGGUGUAGGGCUUCUGAGAAAGAUCUCAAAUUACAUGUAGGUUCCUUUUGAAAGGGGUGGUUCUUAAGUUAUUCAGACCCAGGACUUUCAAGUUCAAACUAGCACUUUGAAUCUGGCAUGAAAGCCAAUGAACCUUUUAAAAUAUUUUCAUUAUAUGUUCCCUCUAGCUCUCUGCGUCUUCUUGAUCCUAUGUUCUGAAUCAGUUGCAGUUUCUGAUAACUCUUCAAAGGCAGUCCCAGGUAGAGUGCACUGCAGUAAUUUAGUUUCUAUGUGACUUAAGGAAUGAAUUACCAAGGCUUAAGCCAUUCUUAUCUAGAGAGGUUGCAGCUGGCAUAUCAGUCUAUACUAUAGGAAAGUGCACUUGGGUUUAUACACUGAAAAGCAAUAAAACUUCCCAUUAAAAAAGAUAAAAAAGAGAAAGUGGUCUUGGACACUGCAGUUUUGUGGGCAUUUAGGAGCAGUUUGAUCCAAGAGAAUAUCCAAGCUGCAAAUGUGGGUCUUUAGGAUGCAUACUGCCAGUGUUAGAAACUCAGAUAUAUAAGCUAAUCGCCAAAUGGCACCGUAAUGUUACAACAGAAUGACUAGGUACCUUUUUUUGCAAUGAAAUAAUUUGUUGUUGUUGUUAUACUGCUUUAUAAUUAAAAGAAAAAAAUCUCAAAGUGGUUUACAACACAUUAAUAUAUCAAAUAAAAGAAUCCAGAAUACUGUAAAAUAAAUACAAACUUCAAGGGAAAUAUUUCAGAUCCUUCUCUAAGUGACAUUUCGCUUUCGUCAUAUUUAUUUACCUACUUCAUUUAUAUAGCUUCCCCAUAGCAGAAGUACUCUAGGAAGCCAGUGUGGUGUGGUGGUUAGAGUGUUGGACUAGGACCUGGGAGAUCAGGGUUCUAACCCCCAUUCAGUCAUGGAGCUCACUGGGUGGGUGACCUUGGGCCAGUCACAGCCUCUUAACCUAUCUCACAGGGUCGUUGUAGGGAUUAACUGUGGAGGGGGGUGAACCAUGUACUCCUUGGAGAAAAAGAUGGGUAUACAUGCAGGAAAAUUAACUCUUCUGCUCACCUAUUUAAGAAAGCUGGAGGGUCUAAAUAGAUGGAUAUUUCAGUCACCAACCUGGCAUCCAGAGACCUCCACAUAGUUGCAGUUGGACCUGCGCCAGUCCCAAAAUGCAUAUGGCGCCUGGCGAAUUUCUAAUACUGCGUGCAACCCCAUCUAAAGCAGGAGGUACACAUACUGCAGAAUCACCCAUGUUAUCAACCAGCAGCUCUGUAUUGUUUAGAUUAACUUUGAGUUUAUUCUCCCUUCUCUAAAUCAUCAGUGAGACCUGAGACAUCUUUAAAAAAAAUUCUCUGCAUCCCUAGGGUCAAAUGGAAAAGAGGGAGAAUUGGGUGUGGUCUUAUAUACUCAAGGCAUUGUAUCCCACACCUUAGGAUUACCUCACCUAUCAGUUUCAUUUAAAUAGCAUGGGAGACAAAGUAGUUUCUUGUGGCAACCUGCAAGCCCAAGGCCGCUGAUGUGAGUGACACGUCUCCCGACACAGUUUUCUGAGAUCUGUUCAGAAAGAAGUACUUGAACCACUGCAAAUUAAUGUCCCUACAGUUCCAUUAUAGCAAUGCAACCCAGAAGGACACCAUGUUUGUUCCUUAUGAAACCACUGAGAGAUCCAGAACCAACUGGAAGGGUUCUCCUCCUCCCCCAUCCAUCUGAUUGAAUAAGAUCACCCAUCAGGGUUUCUCCCCCCAAACGGGAUCAUGUAAUUCAUUAGAGUGAUAGCUUUUACUACCUUUCCUUGAUUUAGCUGUGUCCUAAGAGAAGAAAAACCUAAAAUAUGUUUACAUAUGAGUAGUUCUAUUCAUAGAAAUGCAUGUUUUCUAAACACAGUUGACCAGAGCCCCUGUAUUGAAUUUAAAAAAAUCAGUUCCUUGUUUGUUCCUGUGUUACAAGUAGACCAUUCCACAGUACCAACUGAAAUACUAGAUACACUGUAGUGAAAGGGCUUCAGGAUGUCUUGUGGUGGUCCGUAUAUUUAUUUAUAUAAGUGAACCUAUAUUUCCGUUUUCGGGAAGAAAACAAGUUAGGAAAUAGCAAAACUAAAUGUAGAGAAAACCAGUGUGUGUUAGAGACGAGCCAGAGACAACAAACCAUCAGCGCUAUUAAAUAGUGCUGCUUUAUGCAUUCUGAAACGUAUUACACUGGAUGGAUUAUCCAGGCCCAAUGUAGGUUUAUGCACUUUCCAUAUAAAUUGUGACUGCACCUCCAUUGUAAAAAAUGAACAGCUACUGGUUUAAUUGCUCCCUACUUCAGACAGUUGAAGCAAGUGCACAUUUUGGAGAAUGCCAUGUAGGUGUGUGAUGUUGUAUAGAAACAUGCAAUCAAAUAUGUACACUCUAAUUUCCUUUCAUGUCACUGAUGGGGGGAAAAAUGCUUCAGCUUGCACCAGCCUGUGAAUAAAGUGGAAAAAUGCAGAUGGUAAAUUAACUUACUUGAAAAUAGUAUCUGGUUGAAGUUGUGGCUAUAAAACAAGUAGAGACAGUAUAUUUGCUCUUGUGGAAGACACUAGUCUUUGAAUUUGCAAAAUGUACUAUUAAAACCGUUUGUGCACAUUUCUGUAGUUUCUUCUGUUAGUGGGUUUCCCCCCCUAAUUUGGCUGUUUUUUAAAAAAUCAUAUUGAUUGAUAUUAACUGCUUUCCAGUGCAUUUUAAUAUAUCCAGGCUCAGGUAAGUAAACAAUUGGGGUGGGCUGAUGGUUUACCUUUUCCCAUCCUCACAAUUUCUUACCAUCCCUCCAUAUUCUUCAGCAAAAUAGUUUUCUUCUCUUGUCCAAUGAAGUGUAAAGCAGCAGUCUCUUAUCACUGUGUCAACUUUUAGUGUCCACCACAUCCGUAUACAAGUAAUAACACUGUACCACUUUUUGUUGUUUAUUUCUAAAAUUUAUAUGCUGCUUAAUAUAAAAAGAAACAUCUAAGCAGCUUACAUAAAGCAUAAUAAAAUCAAUAUAAAAGCAUGUAAAACAGAGCAAUCAAAAACUUUUCCAGAGUAGAAUAAAACUAUAAAUAAAAUUGAGUAUAUAAAAAAGUUGUCUUAAACACAGUGCUUUUUUUCUGGGGGGACACAGGGGUAUGCAUACCCCUAAAAAUUUUGUGAAUCUUAAGUUUGGCCUCAUUAUGGGGCAGUAUUUCAAUAUGAGUAGGAAAAUGAGAGUACCCCUAAACAUUUUUUAGAGAAAAAAACACACUGGGUAAACACAUAUGUCUUUAAGAGGCACUUAGAAAGCUUAUUUCUGUAUUGUCACCAAGUGACAAUCCACUGGUCACAAAGUGGCCAGCAGGGUUUUCUUGGAAGACCUUAAGGCCUGGUUUGGUCUGGAGGAAGCAGUCUUCUAGGUACCAUGGUCUCAAGUUGUUUGGAGUUUUAAAUGUCAACACCAAAACUUGUUAGCUAAUAGGCAGCUAGUGCAAGAUGUUUCAACACUAGUGCACCUGCAACCCAAAAUUGUAUGUUUCACGGUGCUCCAAAGCAGCUUCAUUUUGUGCUAGCUGCAGCUCCCAAAUUAGGCACAAGGUUAGCCCCACAUACAGUGCAUUACAGUAAUCUAGAUUGUGUACAGCACAUUACAGUGCUGUCUGCAUGGACCACCGUGACAAGGCUGUGCUUGUCCAGUAACUGUUGUAGCCAAAGUUGAUAAUAAGUGCUCAAAGCAAGUGAGGUCAGUUGGGCAUCUUGUGACAGUGAUGGAUCUAGGGGCACACCCAAACUGCAUACCUGCUCCUUCAGAGGAGGUGCACAAGUGCAGGUGCACAGCCCAAUUCCCACACCUGGGAAUGAACCAUCCAUUGCUAAGAUUCAUUUGCAGUUUAUUAGCCUUCAUCCAACACAUAACUGCAUCCAGACACUGGUUUAGGAUGUGCAUGACCUCUAAUUCAGAUGUUGCGGAGAAACUGAGCUGGGUCCCAUCAGCAUACCAGUGUCUCUUUGUUCUAGAUCUAAUGAUGGCCCCCAGUAGCUUCACACAGGUGUUAAAUACCUGUGGCAUUCCACAGACCAGCUUUCAUGGGAUUGGGGCACAGUCAACAUUUCUAUUAUUUGGAACCAAUCCUGUAAGUGGAAGUGAAAUCACUGGAGGAAAGUGUCUCCAACCCACAGAGAUCGAAGUUUUCAGAAAGAGGUCUUUCUGGAGAUGCCAGGGAUUGAACCUUGAAUGUUCUGUAGUCAUAGCACAUGUUUUACCCUCUGUGUUGUGGACCUCUAAAUUUGAGUUAGUUUUAAUGCUCGUUACAUAACCUAGCUAUUGCCGCGGCUGGAACUGUUUAAGCAAUAUGAUCUUGUCUGCCGUAUUUACAUUUGAGUAUUUGCAUUUAACUGUUUGAUUUGGUGUGUAUUUCCUGGUGUGUGAGAAGCUCAUACAAAGAAUGACUUGGGCUCUGUAAACAGACAUAAAUAUACCAAGGCACCUUAAAAAAUGUAUGCUUCCAUGCCUUCUACAUGUAAAAUAGCCUGGGGAACUAACAUUAGAUAUCUGUAUGAAUAAAGAGUGCCACGUUGUUUUAGUUUAAUGAAGAACCAAUCAGUAUUUCUCAAGUCACUUUCACCUCUGUCCUGCUUUAAACAUUUACUUCCUCUCCUCCUCCCGACUCAGUGCCAACAAACUGCAAAAGAGAAGUUCGUAGUGACUUUCACAUUUAUAUCUGUGCAGGGGUCAAAGGGAUAUUAAAGAUUCUUUUAGUGCAGGUGCUCCCUUCCUCCCUUGUUUGCCAUCUCCCUUCCCACGGCCUCUCUUGCACAAUUGGCCUCCCUUUGCUGAGAUCAGCACUUGGGUUGCAGAAAAGUCCCAGUGAAAAGAGGAAGGGCUCUGUUAUCUUGGUGGCUUCUUUUCGGUAACUGGUGUCUCACUCUCAGGGUCGUGGGAAGAGAGACUGAUGGGGUUGUAAGCGGCAACUGCAGUGAGAAAGUAAACUAGGGAUGGGCAUGAAAGGCACUGUGCAAGGUGGAAACGGAGGACGGUAGAGGCCAAGGCCACCAAGGUCUCAUUUGAGUCAUCUGCCUGCUGGGUAGCUAUUGUUUACCACACAGAUAGGCAGGUUUAGCUGGGAGAAGAGGAGAAUAAAAAAUACCUAGCAUUGACCAGCACAUUCCAAGAGCACUUCACAUAUGUCCAUAGUUAUCCUUGCAACAGCCCUGUUUGAUCUGUAUUAAUGCCAUGCUGCAGGAACUCUAGCCAGUGAAUAAGCAUAGCCAGAGGAUUUAGAAAUUACCUUCCCUCACUGUUUGAACACACACACCAAACACCAGACUGUUUUUUGCUGCAAAUAGCAGCUUGAGGUUUUCAGCAGGAAAACAUCACAGGGCGAAAGCUUCUUCAUGUAUUUUGUGCAUAGGCUUUCCCCCUAUAGACAUAUGGGUCUAAUGUGGGGGUGUUGGGAGGAAGCCACCUGUUAUCGGAUGUGGGGCUUAACCACCCCUUUCUUUGUGUGGACCCCCUUCAUGUGAGUUAACAUAUGAAGUGGUGAAGGAGUUGAGCACACACACAAUUUCUAUCUGGGUAAGGAUUCCUCCACAUAGCUGAUGAAAGAAGAUUGAGAUUAUAUUCUAUCAAGAGAUUCAAAGAGAUGGCUAGCAUCCUAUCUAACGUUGACACUUAUCUUUCAGACACAACCAGUCUGUUGAAUGUAACAGAAUAUUAGAGAAAAGAAUAUUUUCUCAUGUUAGCAACCAAAGUAACACAAAGAAACUGGUUCCCCAAUUGGAUAACUUUUUGAUCAAGUAUUUUAUACAAGUAUUUUCCAGUUAAAAUAAAUUAGCUUGUUCAUCCUAUAUAUAGAUCUAUAUAAUCUAUUGUCUAUAUAUAAUGUAUUAAAUUUGUGGCAGCGAAACCACUAACACUGAUUGAGCUGGCUUGGCAGUUUGGAACAUUUGGUUCCUUAAGGGAAAUAAAUAGUUCACAAUUCAGUUUCUGUGCAGGAAGGGAAAAUAAUCAGUUUGAGUGUUAAAUAGUUAAAACCUCAUACAGGAAGCAGGCUGAGGACUUAAAUAAUCUAGAGCAAGUGUCACCAAUAUUUUUGGGCCCAUUGGCAAAUAGGAGAAACAGUUGUGUGCGCCACACACAUAACAAGGAAACAUACACUGCAACCCAUCUGUUGGGUACAAUAUAAUUCUUCUUCUUUCAGACCUACUUGCAGUGGGGUAGGAGAGCCUAUAGGUAGCAGGGAAGGCUUCUGCAAGCACAAUGUUGGCUACCCCUGAUUUGGCCUUUGCCAACCUCCAUGUGUUUUGGACCGCAACUUCCAUCAGCCCCAGCCAGCUUGGCCAAUGACUGGGGGUGAUAGGAAUUGCACUCUCAACAUCUGGAAGGCACCAGGUUAAGGGAGGCUGAUACAGAGGAUGGAGGCUAAAAUGGCCUAACAUGAAGGCAAGGGAGUUGACUAAUGAGAUGUGUGAGGGAAAAUGCAGGAACCUGCUUCCUUCUCCCUUCCAGAAAUAAGUCUCCUGCAACAGUCAGCUGCUCUGUUACUACAGAGAAAACAGGACAAAUAGUUUGGCCCACAGGAAGAAGGGCAACUGGAGACACAUUUCUCCUCCCAACAAUAAAUUCUGUCUUUUCAAAUGUAUAUGUGCAUGCUACUCAGGACUGUGAGAUGGAGCAGGAUAUACAAUGGAUAUACAAUGUAAGUGAUUCCAGUUUAUGGAAUUCUUCAGCUGAUAGUUUCUGAUUGGCCUAUAAAUGAUACCACACAGCAGACAAAAUGGAAUGAACCAGUUUAGACAGAAGCCCUUAGAGGUGUUCCUUGAGUGAAAGGGGCUCCACUUGAGUGAAGAAUAAUGGGGCCAUCUGACUGACUGUGGUCCUGACACCACAUCCAUCCUCCUGGUUCUGCCUAUCCCCAACUCCAGAACAUUGAGCAAAGCUGCCAAUGUAACAAGUGUGACAGUUUUGCAGUUGGGGUGUGGUUGGACCAUAUCGGCUUUCCUCCGCAAGCUGCACUGUAAUGUCCUCACCUCCUGGGUGCGGCUCGUCAAAGAAAUACCUAUAAUGGACAAGGACAACAGUUAACUUGCCAUAGCAAAUUAUCUUGGCUUGUAAAAAUAUCCCAUUUGUUUUGCUAGCUGUGGUGAGCAGUAAUUAAUUUCUGACCGUAAAAUCUUUUUCUAAACAUCAUCAUUUUGCUUCCUUUCUUCCCCCUUGCUCCCUUUUAGUUUAUUUUAACACUGCUACUUUUGUUAUCUGCCAUAUACAAUCAAUGUGGCUUACUUGUUAAAAUGACCACAAAUGCCUUGCAAAAGCUCAUUCACGGUGUAAAGAUCGUAACACUCUUAUCAUCAGGGAAGAGUUGCCUUAAUCUGAAGAAAACCUUUAAAGUACCUGCCAUGCCAGAUUCUGGUACUGAGAGGCAAAAAUAAUUACGAAUGAUUAAAACUGACCACAAAUGCCAAGUGAGAAUUUCCUUUGCAUUAAACUAGAGUUCUGUAACUUGCAGUGAGAGCUGUUCUGAAAGAGAGAGUAGAAGAGCAUUUGACUUUCUAAACAUAAUUAUUCUGUAUUUUUAGAAAACAACAUAUUUCCUUUCAGACCGGGUGUUGUUAAAGUACUUUUUUAAUGUCAGUUUUCUUUAGCUUCAGUCAAGUCUGCCAAAGUCCAUGUUCUUGUUCUAGGCUUGGUAAAUUGGCUGGGAAAGUUACAUAGCCUUGUAUUUCCGAGUUUGGGAUCUGCUGGCUUGGGGAAUUAAUAUUAAGAAUAACAAAUAUGUAUUGUGAAUGAAAUGCUUUUCAUUUGUUUUCUCUACUAUAAUACCAAAUGCACACAGGUGCUUCUCUAGUAAGCACAUGUUCAGUGAGUAUAAAUUGAUAAAAUGAGACAUGCAAAUGGUAUCUUCACCGAAAACUGUAUAGUGAAAGUGACAGGUGUAUCUCCAUGGGGAGGGAAUUCAACAACGUAGGCACUGCCACAGGGAAUAGGCUCUCCCAGGCCGCUGCCACCCCUGAAUUUCUGAGGGCAGCAGAAGUACCAAGAGAUUGUCACACCGAAGAGAGCCCAUAGGGAAGGAGGGGGAUCUCUCAUGUUUUUAGGGCCCAAGUUGGUUAGGCUUUUAAACACUAGCUUGUAACAUAACAGGAUAUUAAAAGUAAAUACAGCUUUAGAUUUGCAUGCUUUCUCCUUUUUCUCAUGCCAGUGAAGGAGAAAAAUUCAAAUCAUUCACUUCCCAUUUUAAACAAGUCACAGUUCCCUGUGAUAUCCAGACUCCAGGAGCAAACCAUGGCUUCAGAUUCAGACUUGUUCUGAAAACAUAAUAUUGCCCAACCAUGGUUUUCUGUAUUCAGACACGUGGAAACAAUUGAUCAUUUAGAAUGGAAGCAGAAGUUUCAGAUCUCCUCUUCUUGUCCACCAGGGAAGAGUGGAAUGUGUGUUACAUCUAAACUGAACUUAGAGAAUAAGCAGUCCAUUUCACAAACUUCCUCUUUACCUGAUAUAUCGUACUGCUGCUAUCUUUCGGCAUAUCGGAGAGGUGGUAUUGGUUUUCUCCUAUGAAGGAGGAUGCUAAGCCUCUUGAAUCUAUUCCACUUCUUUGACUGAGAGUUAAAUCAAUCAAUUUAUUUAAUAUAUUUAUAUCCCACUCUUGACUGAAGGUCUAUAUAUUAUUACUAUGUAGAUUUUCAUCCAGGCAUAUCUCAGUAUCCUUUAUCUUUUGCGAGCUGGGUUGUAGCACAUGCCUUUUAGGUCUUAAAAGUCAUCUUUAUGAGCAGGAAACCUGAGGUAGAAAAUAUUGAAUGUUUAACCAGAAGUAGGACCUCACCUAUAUUCCAAUUGGUUCACAGCGGCCAGCGGCUAAGCCAACCAGUAUUAAUGGUGGUGGGCAUUUGCAAUGCUUCCCCAGGGUUUUGUGCUUCUUCCCAAUAGAAAUUAAUGGUAGUCAUUUAUGUUUACGAGUUGGAUAAAAGUAUUGAUGGACACCAUGGGAACAGAGGAUAUAAAGGCCCUGGAAAUCCCAGUUUUAUCCCCUCCCAACUACAGUAUGUCCCAAACCUCAGUCCCUUUACGCUGCUCCCAUAUAACUUGGAAGUAGGUACUGAGACUCGUCAGUCCUUGCUACAGAUCUCAGGCCUUGGUUCUGUUGGUCACCCUGGGCUAGAAGGUGAUGGGAAUGUAGGAAACUUUUAUAAUGAUACAGUUCCAUUUGUAAACCAUCUAAUAAUGGAAUUGGAAUCAAUACAAUUUAUUUAUUUUUUAAAAGAAGGAGCCUCUUUGUCAUUGGGUUACAAUCUAGCAAACACAGCACAAAGACUUUCUGUUCCGGGAUAUAGGCUUCUUGGUGGCCUGUCCCCCGCUUGGUGCAGGCGGACAACAGACACUUCCUUCCUCUUCCUUAAAUAAAGAUCCUCCUUCCCUAAAUAAAAGUAGCCUUGUUUAUCUUUGACUGCUCUCGGGAGACUUGUCUUUUUGCUGGCCAGAGGUUAGAACUUUGCUUUAGCAAGUACAUUUGUGUCAUAGCUAGCGGAACAUCUUGUACUGCUAUCUGACCCGUUUGCCUGAGGGAAGUAUUGUUUGAUGCCCUGCAUACUAAGCAAUUGUCCAUAGGCUGUGCGGAUUGCAUCCGGAAUGUUAUCAGGAUCAGAACACGAGUUGUCAUUUGCGUGGACUAGAAAACAAUUGGCAGCCCCUGGUAUCAAUUGAAGAUUGAUACCAAGAGCUCAUAAGCAGAGGGUGAAAGACAUACUGGGCCCAGAAUCAAGUAGAUCAAAAUUGUCUGCACAUUAACAGAGCCCCACAUGGCAGCCCAUAUGACAGCUGCUAUGAUAGGAUAAGGUCUUGGUUAUCAUACAUAGCAUUUUUUUUCCAAACUACCACAAUCAUUUUCAGAAGAGGGUGGAGCAGUGGCUGAAACCUGGAAAGGAUGUGGUGUUUCCGCUUUGAUCUGAGAGGGCCUGGUACAGAGACAUAGAUAAAGUUAUCUUUCUAUUAGUAAGUGAGAAGCAUAGUAAAUCAAGUUGUUGUAAGUAGUGUCCUCCUUUUAGUCCAGCAAAAAAGAAAGAAAGAAAGAUGCUAUACUUUUAUUACUUUUACUACUCUCCUAAUGUGAUUGUCAAAUAGUGAUCCAGGAAACCCUCAAUGAGAAGAUAUAUGCAAGCUUCUCUGGAAGAUGCCUGGCCCAUGACUGCUGACCAAUGUUCCCGGCGAGUGGAACUACAGUAUAGACAGAAGUAGUGAUGAGAUUGCAAUGCAUCAGUGCCCAGCAGGUUCAAGAAGCACACAGCACACAAACACAUGUCUGCACAAAUAUAUCUUAAUAGCUGCAGCCAGGUAAGUAUUGUUACAGAAGGAAGUGUCGCCUUUGGGAUGUGUACAGCUACUCUGCAUCUCUUCAUAUAUGGUUAAUGCUUAAACAAUAGAGCUCUGUGUUGGUUGGUUGAAAUAAUUAAAUGUUUUCCUUUUUUUAAUAAUCAAAAUGAAAACAUAAUUUACCUUACUUUAACAAAAACCUAACACGAGGAGCCAUGAGUGUUUGUUAGCAAUUGGUAAAUUGUUCUAGAUCAGGGGGAGGCAACCUAAGCGGCCCAAGGGGGGUCGUUUAACCAGCCCACGACCCACCCCUGAACCGAGCCGCCUGCUUGGCGAGUCCCUGCACACUGUACUAAACUGGCCCAGCGUGGGGACUCGCUUCUGCGGUGCCGGAAAUCACGUCUGCACAUGCUCAAAUGCCGAAAAUUGUGUCUGCGCAGAUGUAGAUGCCAGAAAUCGUGUCUGUGCAGACGCCGGAAAUUGCGGCCGCGCAAUCCGGCCCAUGGAGGGAUCUCCGCUGGAGUGAACUGAUCCAGGCAAGGUAAACCUUGCCAACCCCUGUGCUAGAUGAUCUUGUGUCUUGCGAAUUAAGGUGCUGAGUACAUAACGUUCUUUAUACAUUUGCUAUCCAAACAGCCCCAAGGGAUGAUUUUUAGUCCCAUUUUACAGAUUUUAAAGAUUUAGGGCAAGAUCCAGUGUCAUGCCAGUGGACUCAUUGGGGCUUCACCUUCCACUCUGGAGCUCACUCUUCUCCCCAUCUGCUCCCAAGGUGCACAAGGGUUGCAGGAGACAGAAGAGGAAGUGUAAGGAAGAUAAAAGGAAGUCCUGUGUGCAAGCAGAAUGCCACAAUUGGAUAUCAUCCUGUAGCUGCACACUUAUACUGUCAAGGUCCCAGUUGACCUAGACCUGGGGUCAGCAACCUUUUUCAACCGUGCGCCGGUCCACUGUCCCUCAGACCAUGUGGUGGGCCAGACUAUUUUGGGGGGGGAGGGAACGAAUUCGUAUGCCUCACAAAUAACCCAGAGAUGCAUUUUAAAUAAAAGCACACAUUCUCCUCAUGUAAAAACACGCUGAUUCCCGGACCGUCUGUGCGCCAGAUUGAGAAGGCGAUUGGGCCGCAUCUGGCCCCUGGGCCUUAGGUUGUCUUCCCCUGACCUAGACUCUAGAGAGACCUCUUUAGAUAAAGACUUGAGACAAUUUUGAGAACUCCACUCAGAUGGAAGACUAGAGGAACCCAUAGUAGUCCAAAAGCAAAAUGAGGAGCUCUUUGUCUCAGGGAUUUCUUGCAUGAGCCCCCUUCGACCCCAUGCUCAAAGAAUUUGGAUAUAAAAAUACAAGGAAAAUUGGGAUUAGCAGGAGAAAGAGGAAGAGCCAAUGGAUUGUUUUCUGAGCAUAGUUGGAGACUGGCAUAUUUAAAUGUAGUAGCAAGAGGGUGAAGAGCAGGAUAAUUGUGGGGAAGGUGGCAAUCAGUAGUAGAGAGAUCAAGGGAUCACUUGGUCAUUGUGGAGUCAGGGACUACAGGUAGUCAACUCUUCAAGUGAGACAAGGAGUUAAGAGGGGAGAGAGGAAAAGAGCAAAGUAUUUGGUUUUGAUUUUAUUACUGGAAAUGGAAAAUCUUGGGCAGAGGAAGGAAAGAAGGAAGGAAAGAAAGAAGGAAGGAAGGAAAGAAGGAAAGAGAAGGUACUUGGGCGAGCCAGAGCAGGGCAUCACAGGUAGAAAUGUGGUGAUGCUGAGAGUUUCUGAGAGUGAGUGGGAUGUACAAGUGUUCUUUUGCGAGGUAGAUGGCAGUUGAGAAGCAAUAUAUUGACAGCAAUAUGGUCAGCCAACUCAUUCUUCUUCAAAGGCUUUCACCCACACCAAUAGAAGGAGCACAGCAGGAGCUUCUUCUUCAUUGGGAGAGUGGGGCCACAAAGUUAAGAACUGAUUACAAGAGUGAAUUGAAGGUGGCAACUGCAGAAGGUACUGAGCAGACAGAAGCAACAAAAGGAGAGAAGCGCGUAGAAAAUGGCAAGGCAAAUUCCCACAAUUUUAUUUCCUGUGAUUCACCCAGAAUGAAGUUGUUCUUGCAUUUAGUUGAACCAUAAUGUUGCAGUUUCAGAAAGAUCUGCUUUCCAACAACUGCAGCAUUUCCUAGUGGUGAUUUGGCAUUCAGGAUUUGGGAAAGGAAAGGGAGGGAGGGAGCCCAUGACCUGUUCUCAAUUCUCCCUAGCGGGCAGAUGAAAUAUUGUUCUAGCAGCCCCCCCCCCCUUUCCAGAUUUGAAUUCUGUGCUCAUACUUGCUGCAUUGGAUUCUCUCAGGAAGAAGGGAGUUGCAUCUGUGAAAUUAUUUUUUGCUGAAAACAGUUGAUUAUGAUAAUGACAGCCCCAGUGUGAGAUUCAUUAUUCAGCAGAGGCUUCCACACCUCAAAAUCACAGAAGAUGGGUUUCAGGUUUGUACAGUAACAAGCCUAGUAGAAGAAGAAAUACUUUCUUCAUGUACAAGUCAGGCAAAAGAAAAGCUUGCCUGCCAAGAGUACUUUGCAUUCAGAGUCUCUCGGUACAAAUUUGAAUUUUCUUUAUAGUGCAAGCAAGCAGUUGAAUUGGUCUGUCACUCCUUUACUCCUCUUAUUACUUUCUCACCAAACCCAAAUAUUUCAAGAUACUGACUGAGUAGAUAGAUAGAUCCUACCUGAAAUGCAAGCCAAUUCUACGUAAUGAUGAAUUUUAUGAGUAGAAUUGUAGCAAAGAAAAAGCCUUUACUAUUUAUAGUAGUUUGCUCAUUAAUUCAUGUUUCUCCUCUUCUGGAUUUCUGGGUUCCUUUUGAGCUCAUGGUGAUAGAAGCACGUCCAUAGCAUUUUGCCUGAUUAAACUGGAAUUGUAUUCUGUAUAACUGCUUCGCAUGAGAGAGGAAAAAAUAGACCAUCAACUUUACUGAAUUUACUUUCCUUCUGAAGUUGAGGACGGGAGAUCCUUUUUCCUGCUUUAAGGGGGAGAAUGUCAUUUUUGGGAUUCCUUUUUCUAGUUUGUUCUGCGAAAACUGACAUUCGUCAACAUCCUAAACUUACGCUUGUCAGAUAAAAGAAUAGAAACACAAAUAAACUCAACAUCCUCUAGACAUUCUAGAAAGAUGAGGUAUGCAUACAAUCCUUUCAACUCUGACCUUUGUAACUUUAAUUGACAUAUUGGAAACUUCUGUGGGUUAUUUUAAAAAAACCUAAGAGGUAUUUGACUCUGGGGAAAAAUUGCAAACAUUAAGGCAACAAUAGCUAUAUGCGCAUACAUAAUAGGGCCUGCAAAAUCAAAGGAUAGCUUCUUUGAUGAUGAUGAUGACAACGGCGAUGACUGUUUAUCAAGCAUUCAACACAGAACUUUCACAUCACCUCAUAUAUUUGCAUACAUUAGUUUGUGAGACUACCCUAAGAUCGCCCUUGUUUCUCUAGACAGCACACUUGGAACAGUUGAUGCAAAAGAUCUAUCUCGCAUGAGUACACAGUUUGAGAGAGACAGAGAAAGAGUUACCGGGUAUAUAAAACGUUUAAAAAUGCUUAUAUGAAGGUACGUCUAUAGAAAUAAAGGCUCUUUCACUGAUCUGGCUUCCAUCUCUGUCAUCUUGUCUCACUGUGUGAUUGCACAACAGUUUCCAUCACGACAAUCAGCACAAUGAUUUUGGGCUUCUCGAGUAAGAAUGGGCACUCCCUUAAAACUAGAAACACUAAAAUCUGUACGUGAGCUUUUAAAGACUUCCUUGACACUCCCUAAGAAACCUCAGUGAAAUUUAGUUCUAAGGAAUAUGUAGCGCAUGAGUUGCAGAUCAGGAACUUAUUUAAACCAGGAUGAGAGUCUAUUUUCUCAUUACAAAGACUGAGUGAUUAAUUUAUUAUGAUUUCCAGUGGAGUUAGCAGUAUAGAUUACCGAACCCUUUGAAACUUGUGAUGGUUGAGAGUGAAAAUUAUACAAAUUCUUGAACUUUAUGUUUCCAGUUUUUCCGCGUUUGCAUGUGUUUUAGGGAAACAUGCUGUCGUGUGUGUGUGUGUGUGUGAGAGAGAGAGAGAGAGAGAGGAGCUGGUGCAAAAAAUAGAAAAGGGGGACACCCCACAUUCCACCCUGUCUAGCAUGAGGCUAGCUUGGGAUGUGGCAGUGACUCCACCACUUCUUUCAGUCCCACUGCUCAAAGCUAGAAGUUAGACUUGCUAAUUCUAGGAACUCUAUACAACAAAAUAUCUAAAUACAAGUAUUUGGGUAUGUCUAGGUAACCUGUAUCAAUUAAAGAGAGUUUUCCUUCUGUUGAAGUGUCGUGUGAUUCUGAUCAGUGGUAAAUAGAGGAGAUAGUGGCUGUUUCAGACUACAGUCAUACCCCGGGUUACAGACGCUUCGGGUUGCGUGUUUUCAGGUUGCGCACCAUGCCAAACCUGGAAGUACCGGAACAGGUUACUUCCGGGUUUUGGCGCAUGCGCAGAAGCACCAAAUCGCAACCCGCGCAUGCACAGAUGCGGCGCUGCAGGUUGCGAACGUGCCUCCCGCACAGAUCACGUUCGCAACCCAGGCAUCCCCUGUACUCUGAUAUAUCUGAAGAAGUGUGCAUGCACACGAAAGCUCAUACCAAAAACAAACUUAGUUGGUUUCUAAGGUGCUACUGGAAGGAAUUUUUUUAUUUUGUUUCGACUAUGGCAGACCAACACGGCUACCUACCUGUAAUUAGAACUCUGAUAUAAAAGGCUCUGAUCUUACAUGCAUGCCCCUACUAGUGUAGAACAGCAAUAAAGUAACUCCUUUUAACCGUUAUAAGGGCAAAGGAGGAGUUGAAAAUGUGAUAAGAGAAGCUUGCUGGACAAUUUUAAGUGGCUCUUCUUAGGAAGCAAAUGUGCAAACAUCUUUUACUUGGUUUAGGCUUUAGUGCAGUGGGGUAUUUUGAUCCAAUCUGUACCCAUUCAUUUCUUACCAAAUUAAGACAGUGCACAACUGAAUACAAACAGGACCAUUUCUGCCAACACUGUUGCCGUGGUUACCAUUAGUGAGUGAUACUGCCUUGCCACACAUUCUGAUGCAAGGCUGUCACAAACACCCUGGAAUUUUGAGUUUGGUGAGACCAGAUUUUUUUACAUUGUUUUGACUUUUUUCCAGUCAAUAAAUUGUCCAGCUCUUACCUCAGCAUCCAUUUUUUUGAUCAAUACUGUCAGGAAUUCAUGCAAAUGGCUCGAGGACUAAGCUUUGGGAACACUUCUUGAAGACCUAGUGGUGUAUCACCUAGAUUUUUGGCUUACUACAGCGCUAUGUAGCACUCUGCUGAACAUUUUUGGACAAGCUAGGAAUGCUGAAUAGUCCAUUCAGUUAGAAGGAUCUGGUAAACCCCAACUGCAGCUAGGGAGGGAAAUGCAAAAGGCAAAUUAAAUAUUAGUAAGAAGUAGGUAAGCUUUAUUGUACUAGCCAAAGGCCAUGACGAAACCAUAGAAACACUAUCAGAAAAAGAAAUAUCUAUACAUCUAUAUAUCUGUAUAAAAAAACAGAACCUCUGCCUAAACCAUCGGAAUCAUAAAAUACAGGUGCAUGCUUAAAUUGGGGGUCUCCACACAGCAUACAGUAUUUUCCUAUUUAGACCCCUGAAUUGCUAAGAAGUGUGCAUUUAAGUAGAGUUGUUGAAGAUGUAAAUGUUUCGAAUAGUGCUGUCGGGCAUGGAGAGCCCUCCUCUUCCUUCGGUAACGAUAAGAAUUAACACACAGUUGAUAUAGUCCUUUUAUUACAGCAUCAUGCUGCAAGCACAAAUACACAGCUCUCCACAAGGAGGGCAGUUGGCUACUCUAAAUCCUCCUUCCGACUUCCACAGCAUUUUAGGCACCAACGGGAAGUUCCUCCCUCCCUCUGACUCCUUUGCUCUCUGAUAUGUACGUUUGGACCUCCGAGUUCGUGGAGAGGGGGGGUCCCCUAAACUCUCAAGUGACGUCUCAACUAGCUGCCCCCUCCCUUCUGGCUCCCUUGUUAUUAUCUUGUAAUUGGAUAACUCCUCCCUAAGCUGUUCAGCUUCUGUGUCUCUCUCUGUGACUCUUCCCCCUCCAGCUCUCCAUCAGAGAGAAGCUGGUCUGCCAUAGAAUGCGUUCCCCAGUCCUUGUCUUCAGACCAUUCCCUGACAAGUGCAAAUGACUGUGCUGUGAACUGACUUAGUUUAAAUCACAUUCAACUAACUGCUUUUUCUCACCUCUCUCUUUCAGUAAUAGUUAUGCCCGUGUGCGAGCUGUGGUGAUGACCCGUGAUGACUCAAGCGGUGGAUGGUUACCACUUGGAGGGGGUGGUCUAAGCUAUGUCACCGUUUUCAAAGUCAUUCACCAGGAAGAAAAUGGCUGUGCUGAUUUUCUUAUACAUGGGGAGCGUCUCAGGGAUAAAACGGUAAAGACAACUAUUUCUUUCUUGUGCCAUUAUGAACAUUCAUAUUUCUGUGUAUCUUUCUAAUCCUGACAAUAUGGGAGUAAGGUACUUUUAUGAUAAUAGUUUCAUUUUGUUAUUUGAUUAAAAAAAACAAAAACAAGCAAAUGUCUGAGACAGAGGAGAGUGUUUAUUUUAAUUUUUAAAAAUUGCCUCUCGUUUCAUAACCCAAAUAAUAUUUCACACUAGGCUAUAAAAAUCACAGUAAAACUGUUAAACAAACAAUAAGAAUAGGAAUGUAGUCUAGAAUAUUGUUACACCAAGUUCUAUUUUUAAAGCUAGACCACUUCAAACUGAGCUUCAGCCAUUUUGGAAAACUUAAAACUAAUCACUUUUAAGAACAAUAAAUGGUGGGAUAGAAUGCAUAAAUAUGACAUUAAUUUUAUGUGGAAACAGAGUUUUAUUUAUUUAUAAAUAUAUUUAUAUUCCACUCAUAGCAGUAUAUGAUAGUAGUUUACAACAAUGCAAAACUUUAAAACCAUACAGUAAAAUCGUAAACAAUUAAAAACAAGUUAAAAGCAAAAGUUUGUUCCAGAACUGAAGAAGCAUUGGAAAGGUGCCGGAACUUUUUGCCAAUUCCACUUUCCCAUUGCAGCACCCUGCAAUCCAAAUCUGUUCCCGAUAGUUCAGGGACCUUUCUGUGCAACAUGGAAGGUGGUGCAGAGGCUGCAGGGAAACUGCCCAAAAUUGCCUUCCUUUUUCUUACAUCAGUGGAUGCCUCAUUUGGUUCAGAAGUGCUUCUGCAAACAGGACAACUUUGUGUUUUAUCCAGAAUUGCUUAUGCGUGUUUGAUACAACUACCCACAGAAUCGCUGGAAACCAGGAGCCCUUUAAGUGUUAUCUGGAACCUAAAUGAAGUCACUUCCAAGAUUGGCUCCCUCAAAGCUGGGAUUAUAUAUGCAGGACCCUUCCACAAGGUCAGAAGCCAGCCACAUAAGUUCAAGCCAUUCAAUCAGCAUCCCCACUCUAAAAUAUCUACAUAGCCAGUCCCUGCCCCUGCGGUUUGGUCCCUUAAAUGUUAACGCCCGCCUUGCAGGAGCCACUUCCAUAAAGGCUGCUCUCCACCCAGCAGACCACUACCCAGCACAAGGCAAUCCAAAGAAAUAAAUAUUUAUUUGGGGGGUAUAUUUAUUGGGGGGUAUUGCUUUUAUUAUUAUGCAUUUUGUGUUUUUUAUCUUGUAUUUUUAUGUUGUGAAUAGCCCUGAGAUCUACAGUUGAAGGGCAGUACACAAAUUCAAUAAAUAAUAAAUAAUUUGUGCCCUAAAUAAUGUUUCCACCAUUUAAACGAAUCAUAAGGCUUCCUUUUAAUAUGCGUUGCUAUCCUGUGAGACCAUUUCCUGUGUUCAUGCUACCAGCUGAGCUGCUGAUAUGUGAUGUAAAUCUUUUCAUGAAUGUGGUUUUGGUCGGGUUUUAUUUGUAGUGCUGAAAAUUAUUCUUAGAUUUUUGAAUGAGUAUCUUCAGAGAUGACAUGUCCAAUGACAUGAAGCAACGUGUUCCAGAUAGAUUUCUGUUUUUUUGUGGCAGACCUUAGCGUGGGGACAGAAAUAACUGGUUAGUACAGGCGAAACAGUGGUAUUGGCUAGAAUAUGAGACUGGGGGCAGGGGCGUGUUAAGCAUAUUAUCAGAUGCUGUGGGGUGAUAGUCAAGGAUAUACCAUAUUCACUUGAGUCUAAUGUGCCAUCGAAUCUAAUGCGCACCUCAAUUUUCAGAACCUUGAAACCAAAAAAGUAUUUGCUGGCAAAUUGAAUCUAAUGUGCACCUUAAUUUUCGCAACGUUAUUUGGCCAAAAAAGGUGAUAUUAGUUUCGAGUAAAUAUGGUAGUACCCUCUAAAGAGAAACUUCUUUUUCCCCUUGAAAGUGUUGGCUGAUUGCUUAUUAUCCUCUUUUAAAGGGGCACCACUCCUUUCUACCCUGCAUCUUGAUUUGUCAUCCUAUAUAGAUGCUGACACCCAUAUGCUGAGCAAAUAAAUUCCUAUUGCCAUUUCACAAUAGCCCUAGGUAGUAACACGAAGUUAUUUAUUGUCUGAAAAAGCAAGCAAAUCCUUUCCCCACUUCUUUCUUUCUCUCUGCCAGCAGCUUUUCUUACUUGCAUCGGCCACAAAAUUUGACCUGUAUCUCCAGCCAGAUUUGUUUCAGAGCUCCUCUGUGACUUUUCAAUGUGGCUCUCAAUUUAAGACUGAAUUUGGCCUGUUUAAAAUGUUUCUCUUUUUUGCCCCCAUUUGUAGUAAUGUGCAGUCUAAAAGAAGCUGCAAGUUCUUUUCUUUUUCAACCGCCCAUCCGGCAUGGAUUAAGCCUGCCCAAAUUAUAGACAAAUACAUCCAGAAGUACUUGUGCAGGGUACCUUUAAAGUUUGAUGUUUUAAACAAAAGAAAGUCUAUAACCUUUUGAUUUUCUUUGAGAAUUGUAUGCAAUUUGCUGGCUUGGUCACCCCUUCUGAUGGGAUGAAACCUGCCAAAUUUCUGAACGACAGCUGCAGUACAAGAAGAAUCAGGAGGGAGGGGGCACCAGAAACCCCCAGGAAAUACGAGGAUAGGGUUAAAGUUGUCUCCCAGCAGCGACCCUUUAACCCCAAGGGUCAUUCGUGGAGAAUUUACCCACCCCACUGGAUUUUGGAGUUACAAGGGAGAUCUCUGCAUUGACUUACAUAUGGGAAGAUAUAACCCCCCCCCCCCAAAGCAAUGUGAUUGGAGUUCUCUGGGGAAAUAAUUCACUGUGAUUACAAAGCUAGAACUCUCCAUCAAAAUGAAAGAUUUCCCCCUGACAACCCCCCCCCCCAAAAAUCUUGGUUUCACUUCUCCAAAAUGUGUUUUUUGAACAUCCAAGACCACAGAGCUACUCAGAAGCUUAGGAGUCCCUGCUCUGACUCAUGACAUCAUGGAGUGCCGUCCAACUUGGAAACAUGAGAGAACCUUCCCUGAAUCAUCCCAAUCUGUCUUGUAAUUUUGGGCACACGCAGAACGAAUGCGCUCCCUAACGUGAACAGUUGAAAGUGGGAAGAACUGGGAAGAGAAGCUUCUACUGUAUCUGAGAAGAGCUGUGGCAAUGAUUUAGUAGCUCUUACCCAUGAGGCCAAGUUUGUUUCUGCUGCUGCUGUUUAGGCUGAGCAUUUGACAAUGGCAUAGACACUUGUUGAUGGUGGUGGGGGCUAGGCAAGCAUUGUGCAAGACCUACAGGUGAUUCUGUCUCUGCCGACUGACGCAGGAGGGCAGCAGAAACAGCAUGGGAACUUCAGAAACUUUGUUUUCACUGAUCCUAGGAAAUAAUAUAUAGUAUAAGAGUUCCCAUUAAAACAAGUUUCAGAACCAACGUUUAACUCAAACUAUCAGGCUUGUUGCCUGGUCAGUUCAUUUUCUUCCCUGCAUGGUUGCUCCUUUCCCAGUUAAUGUGUUAAUGCGCAAAAUCAUAAGGAAAUGUGGCAGCUGGGACUGGGUGCCAGAGGAAAUCGAGAAUAGCACUGAAAGGUAUGGAGCAAAUGGCAACAGGAAGGAGUGACACAUGGGCUCAGCUGGCCAACUGGAGAGAUGUUGUAUUUGUUAUCUCUUGCAUUUCCGCCCUUUGUACCUGCCAUAAACCACCCAUUAAGGUUUAGAUCAGGCAUGGCCAAACUUGGCCCUCCAGCUGUUUUGGGACUACAAUUCCCAUCAUCCCCGGCCACUGGUCCUGUUAGCUAGGGAUGAUGGGAGUUGUAGUCCCAAAACAGCUGGAGGGCCAAGUUUGGCCAUGCCUGGUUUAGAUGAAAAACUAAAUUCGUGUCAUCUGCUGCAGCGCUAUCCACGCUGCCCUGAGUAGUCAAGUCAUGCAGUAUGGGUGGAUCACACACACUCUUGGUUUAUUUAAAGUAGCUUUUGUUAACCUGGUUCCCCUCUGCAUGUUUUGGGAGUUGUAACCCAGAACAUACAGGGGGCAUCAGAUUCGCAAAGCUUGGUUUAGAACAUAUCAGUCCCUCUUUUCAACAACCAAGAGUGAACAUAGGAAGCUUAGUAUUGUCCAUACUGACUGGCUUUCUAGGAUUUCAGCCAGUAAACCUAGAUUGAACCUGGGACUUUUUGCAUGCAAAUCUUAAGCUCCACCAUUAAGCCAGGGUCCUUCCCACUCAGAUAUGCUUGCAAAAGUUUUGAUUUAAAUUAAUAUUUUGUAUGCUGAUAUUCCAGCAACAAAGUUCACCUCAAAGCAACCCACAGCGAUAGCAAAGCAUCGGAAAACAACACAAAUUACACUUCUAACAAUUUGAGCAUAUAAUUACAGUUUAAAAUAAAAACCCAAGCCAUAGUAAAGUAAAACCAAAAAACUCAUCUAACAGUUAAUGCAGUUCAAUACAAACCAAUAAUAAGUCAAAAUACGUUUAAAACAAAUAAGAACGCGUGACAGUAGCAGAGCAGCAGCCUAAGAAACAUUUUGAAAGUAUCAACCUGCUCAUGGUCAGUGCUGAGUUUCUGAGACUUUCCUUAUAGUCCCUUUGCCAACCAAAGUGCCGAGAGAAGGGACGAGAGAGAAGAGCCUUUGCAGUACUGGCAUCUGAACUAUGGAAUAACCUUGCAGGACAGAUUCACCAAACCCGCUUUAAGCUUGCUCUUAAGAACCUGUUUUAUUCUGUUGGACGUUUUUUCCAAUGAAUUGUUUGAUGUGUUUUUUAGCCUGCUGCUGUUACUGUGUGUUUUUUUAUCAUGGUGAUUUAAAGUGCUAGUUGGUUUCUUAAAUGUGCUUAUUUUUUAAAAAAGUUAAAAUUUAAUAUAUAUAAUUACAUUUACAUAUAUAUGUAUAUAACUAUAUAUAUGUAUAUAACAUACAUAUACAUACAGAUUUUAUACACACACACAUACACAUACAUAUAUAAAAUAAACUGCCAUGAGUUUAAUUUUAUCAUGGAAUAGUGGGAUGUAAGUGGUGUAAAACAGAGCUAACAUCACACAAGUUAAAACUUAUUCUUAAAAUAAAAUAGAACAAUAGGAAUGCUUCCAGGAAUGGCUGUUUCAUUCGUCAGCCCCUUCCUGUACGUGAAGUGAUACCACCAGGCAGCACGACAGCUAGGAUGUCAUGACUCUGACUGACUGGAGAUUUCUCAAGCUUCCCUUCCUAUGCCAUACCAUUUGAUGAGGUGAUUAAGGGUGGGUGGUUAGAAAGGGAAAGCAAGUCUUCAUGAUUGAGCAAAUUCCUGGAAAAUUGAGUAAAAAUUCCAAGUAACCUUUGAGCAGUUGGAAUUCCCUUGUUGGAAAAUGAACCAAACGUCUUAAAUUCAUAUCCCAUUAGGUCAAAUUAAUGGAUAAAGCAUAAUUUUACCACUCUUCAAACAUUACUUACAAUCAAAUUUCAUAAUGGCAAUGUAUUGUAGUUCAUAUCUGAAAUGAUCCAGUAGCUGAUGAACUUUGCUAAGGAAAUAACUUCAUUAGUUCUUUUUAGACAACAGUUCCUCUCAGAAUCUUCCUCAACAGUACUGACUCACGGUACUUUCUGUUCCUCAGACCAUCCAUUCUCCUUUAUCAGGCUUUUGUUUUGUUUUAAGAUCUCUUUGACCUGACACCAGCAAUUCUAAAAUAGGGCUGACUUCUGUAACCGCACUUCCUCUAUCACACCAAGGCUUCAGGCAGUGAGAAAUGAAUUGGCUAGAACUCCAGUGGUUCAAGGUAAACUAAAUAGAAAGCAAUGGCCCAAAACCUCUCUUCGUUUUGUUUUACAAAAGGAGCAAUGAGACGAAUUACUUUCAGAGAAAAUAGAUAGCAGGAUACACACUAGAUGAUAGAUAGAUAGAUAGAUAGAUAGAUAGAUAGAUAGAUAAAAUCAUGAGCUGGUUCUUGCAAGUGAUAAAAUGAGCAAGCUUUUAAGAAAACACAUUGGGGAGUGAUUCUACUUGCUAAGCUUUCAGACAUAUUUGGCUUUGCAUUAUGAAGAAUGCCUUUGCCAUUGUGAUUGCUCGAAAACAUAAAAAAUAUAGCUAUAGCUGAAAAUGUGUGUGAUCUUUGGCACAAAAAAGCAUUUGCAUUAGACCCAGGAAGGAGUUUUAAUCGGAAUUCAGGCAAAAGGUUUGCUUGCUCAGCCUAGAUAUGAUGUGGUGUUAUGAUACACAGUAAAAUCACUGUAUUUUAGUUGAAGAUAACUUGUGGCAAAAGACAGGGUACAGCUUCAUGAAUAAGAAUGUUAGCUUGAUAUGUUAUUGACAAAGAGCCUGUCAGGUACCUUGAAAAGUGAUAGCACCCAGGAUAUGGAUUUCACUUUGGAGUGACAGAGACUAUUUCUGGACUUGUUUACCCAGCUUGUUUAGAUCUCUGUUGGAAUGUGAAGGGUUUUCUUCUUCUUUCUUUUCACAAAGCACCCCUGACAUAAUUGCACACUUCCUCCUUUAUUAUACUUCCCUUCCGAGAUCUGGCUCCAGCCAGUCUAGUUGGAACAAUUACCUUCCACUCUAACCUGGACAGGUUUGCUGCUCUUUUAAGCUAUGUAAACAUCAAUGGAGAGUUUCUUUUAUAUGCAGAAUUAAACAUACAUCCAGGCUUCAGUAUUUUAGAUUUUCAAAUGCCACAGACUUGAUGAUAUUUAUUUUUCCUUUCCGGUUUAAUAAUGAGACAUUUAUUCUGUAACGUGUUACGCAUCUUAUUGUCUGGUAUCCUUGCUUAACCGCAGCAAGACAAAUGAAUUCAAAGAGGAAGGCAUGGGAAGAGCUUCACCAUUCAUGACUUUCUGAACAAAGAGAAAUUGUGCACACCCUUUCUUUUACAUGGUGUUCUCCUUCCAAAGUGGAUCCUUUCACAGCAUUUGGAGACUUAGCAAGAUUAGAGUAGUCAGAUGAGAGAGGUGGGCAUGGAUGUGGUGUUUUGCUUGAGUAUUGGAGACACUGGUUCAAAUCCCCAUUCAACCAUGAAGUUCACUGGAUGACCUUUAGCCAGGUAUUACACAUACGUCAGCCUAACCUUUUUUACAGGGUGAGGAUAUAGUGCGGGGAGCCAUGUAGGUCACCUUGAACCCAUUGGAGGAAAGGCAAGAUGUGAUUGAAUGAAAUUGAAUAGGAAGACUGAAGGAGAAGGGAGACCGGGUACAGUCAAUAACCCCUUGGCCAGUUCUUCACUAAUUCCUGAUUCAGGAUGUUGUCUACACAGUUCAAGAAUACAGUGGUACCUCUGGUUACAUACGCUUCAGGUUACAGACACUUCAGGUUACAGACGCCGCUAACCCAGAAAUAUUACCUUGGGUUAAGAACUUUGCUUCAGGAUGAGAACAGAAAUUGUGCGGCGGCAGCGGGAGGCCCCAUUAGCUAAAGUGGUGCUUCAGGUUAAGAACAGUUUCAGGUUAAGAACGGACCUCCGGAACAAAUUAAGUACUUAACCUGAGGUACCACUGUAUUGUCCUAAGUUUUAGAAGAUCUGGGCAGUGUUUGGAGCCAAUGUAAAGGGGAAAUCAGCUUGUGAGAAGCCAGUCAGAGUGGAAGAGAAAAGUGGCCAUGUUGCUGUCUUCAAAUUCCCUUCGCCAUAAUUCGUCUUCUUUUAAUAAAAGGCAGCCUGGGUUUGCUACAUGUGUUCUGCAUGUAAUUAACUGUUACCUCCCUUUGUAACAUUAUAAAAGAUCUCCUCUGAUUCACCCAAACAAACUGAAGUAUGUGUGUGCGUACAUAUCUACACUGGAAUAAACUGCACAAAAGCAUCUGUGGGCUCAUCAAGACUGUCAUAUUUGUGUGUAUCUGAAGAAGUGUGCGUGCACAAGGAAGCUCAUAACAAUAACAAAUCUAGUUGGUCUCUAAGGUGCUACUGGAAGGAAUUUUUUAAUUAUAUUUGUUUUGGGAUAAGAAUCCUGGGCAAUGGCAUGAAGUUCUAAAUUUAGUAGAUUCAUAGGGUUCUGUUCAUACAUUUAGUUGCUUUUACCUACUUGUUUUAAGUUUACAAGCUGGCCUGGUUCAUACAUAAUGUUAAAACUGUUGUUGUUGAUUUAUAAACCUUGAUCAACUCGAACCAUAUCUUGGCAUUAUGUGUGAACUCCGGCCUCCUCCUUAACUAUAGUUAAGGAGCUGUCACAACAAAAAAGUGUAGCCAUGAGUGUAAGAGCAGCAAAAAUCAAAAUCAAACCACUCUCAAGAUUUGACUGCUCUUGUUGGUGCUUUUAACUAUCUUGUGGUGUAAUAAACCGAAGUGAUCAUCUGCCAGGUGCCUUGGCUUCAACUGUGGUUUAUUAACUACGGUGAACGUUAAUCAUGGUUUAGCAUUAUAUGCCAACCAUGCCACUGUGUACUUACAAAAAAAUGCAUUGGUAUUGCUGUAUUAUAGCCUGGAAUCGGGAACAGCCAGUAACUAAGGCAAAAACUAAAUUUCUUUCAAGUAGGUUAUAUAUAAAUGGUUUUUCACGAACUUGUCUGCUUUGGGGAGGAGCUAAUUGGUCCAUGACAUGAUUCAUUUGAGAGUAGACUUUAUUUUUAAACCUUGUUGUGUACAGAAGUCCCUUAUGCUAAGUUUUUCCUUUAACUCUGCUUUUCAGGUGGUUUUGGAGUGUACGUUGAAGAAGGACCUUAUUUACAAUAAGGUUACGCCAACUUUUCACCACUGGAAAAUAGAUGACAAAAAAUUUGGCCUGACAUUUCAGAGUCCUGCUGAUGCAAGAGCAUUUGAUAGAGGCAUUCGUAGGGCGGUAGAAGAUCUUUCCCAAGGUAUGAAUCUCUGUUGCAUAAGCAUUUAAAAAUAUAUAGUAAUAAUUUUAAAAUAAUUUUAAAACAAUUAUAAUAGUACCCACGAUGUAAUACUAUAUGUGUUAAUAAAACUCUGCCGGUCGCCUUUUUGACUGGUUAUCUACAGGCAGUUGUUUCUCUUUUCCCAGUCUGGACGGCCCCAUUAAUAUUCAAAAUAAACAUGAAGAGCAGAAGCAUAACUUUUGUACAUUUAGGUACAGUGUUAAUGUACAUUCAUUAAUGUUAAAAGGCAAGCACCUGUUUUAGCCUUGAGCAAGAGAGCAACAUGCAGCUCCCACAGAGCUGGUCUAUGUGGCUGAGGAGUAAUGAGCAAUGGUUACAGCAGAGAUAGAACACGAUGGUGCAGGUCAGCCAUGGUAAUAAUCCCUGCUUACCCAGGGAAGAGGCAAAUCACAAAUUUGUGUUUAAUAUUUUUAAAGCCAUAUACAAAGCUACCAAAGAGAGUCAACAUCCUUUCAUUGAAGGACCUUCUCUACCUUUUAUAGAGCAUUGGCCACUUAUCUAAUUGUUUGGAUUUCACUUGUAUAAUGUUAACUAACCUUCUUCCUUGGCCCUUUGUCAGCUUCUAUGAUGCUUUGCUGUGAGCUGCAAUUUUGAAUAGUUUCCAGAGGAUUAUUUACUUGCAAAUGUGUUUAGUUCAUAUUAUGCCAAGUGAAGUGAGGCCUUCAGGUUCAGCAGCGUGUGUCUUUUGUUUUUGAGUCUGUAUGUGUUUACUGUUUUGUAACAUACUAGCUUUCUUGAAUGUUGAAAUAUCAGAAUGAAGUGUGUUGUGCACAUUCAGGACACCAUUCUGUAUUUAAAGUUCAAACCCCUGUCUGAUCCCACACCAGUUUUCAUAAGGCUUAGGAAAGGCAUUAAACACACUGCAGUGUAAUGCCUCUCUUGAGCACUGAAUUAUCAGAAUGAAAUUUGAUACAUGUUGAUGACAUAAUUCUCUGUUUGCUUGAACUUGACAUUGGUAGUGUACAUGCCUUGAAUGUAGAAGGUCCCAGGUUCAAACCCUGUCAUCUCCCAUAUAACAAAAUUUAGUUGAUGGGAAAGAUCUCUGCCUGGAUUCCCAAAGAGCCCCUAUCACUCAGAAUAGCUAUCUCAGAAAAAAUUGAGAGUCCAGCUAGGGGAACAUAGGAAGCUGCCUCAUACUAAGUCCUCAACUCUCACAUCUGAAAGAAACUUGAGAUUUUUAUGUUUGUCUUAUUCUUCCAUAGGUUGUCUGACAUCACAUGAUGAAAUUGAAGUACCUGUAGAUGGCUUUCCAGUAAGUGCUUUAAACUUCCAUUAUGUUAAUUGUAUCGGAAGAGAUGACAGGAGUUUUCAGUGCUGAAAGUGGUCUUACUUGUAUUCGUUAAAACUUUUUGAACUUUAAAUCUGCAGAAGGAUAACCACGUGAACCGUCUUGCCUUGUAACUAUAGAGGUUAGGCUGGGUGACUUUUCAUUGUCAUAUUUAAUUCUCAAAGAUAUAAGCUAUUGCAUCGUUUGAGAGACAUUUCUUUCUUUUUUUACCCUGUAUUAAUGAAAGAGUGAGUGGAUAUAACUAAGGCAAAGGGGUGCUAAAGUGCCUGAAGCUUAAUUUGAAUUAAGGCUGAGCUCUAGAAGAAAAAUGUUCAUUGCCAAAACUGAUACUUGUGAAGGUUGUAGUAUUAUAAAAAUGUCCUCUGAUUGCAUGUGGAUUAAAGGGUUUAAUGUCAGGCAGGCCUCAUCAGGAUUUAAACCUGUAACCCACUUUCAAUGUUGAAGUUCAGUCACACAACAUGAGAAGCAACAGCAAGAUCAUUAGUACUUCAAUGUUCUUCCCAAGGCUCCUGUAGACAAGCAAUACACAGUGACUACAAAAAAUCCAUGGGUGAAAUCCAGUGGACGUAUGGGGAGUCAAGGGUUAGAGUUUAUGGAUUUCAUUCACAUGAGCUGGAAACUCUUGUUCUAGUUUGGAUUAUCAGACAGGCUUCACUUUAACUAAGGUAGUGAAUUGAAAGCUUUUCAGCCAUGGUCUUAGUGUGUGGUGGUAGUCUAUCGCUUUUAAAAGUGAUAUACAGUGGUACCUCAGAUUAAGAACUUGAUUCGUUCUGGAGGUAAAUUCUUAACCUGGAAUGUAUCUAAAUAAGGAUUAUAUUACUUUCUCAUUGCAGUGUUGGAAAACCCAAAAGUUGUGAUGUGUUUUCAGUUGUUGUUUUUUUUUUUGUUUUUAGUCAAAGAUUAUUGCACACAAGUAGAUCACUGUUUUGUAAGUGUGUGACUUAAUUACCAUAUAUUAAGAUGAGUUACAAGCCUGGAAAUGGGAAAAAUUGCCAGUCUUUGCUUUUAAAAGCAUAUCAUUACUUGGCAACACAUGUGGGUCUUUCAGGCAGUAUCUGUGUCAUCCUUAUAGGCAGCAGGCUGCAUCAUCAAGAUUAUCACACAUUCUCAUAUAUUUUAUCUGAGAAUAAACUAUACCGUUCCUUCUGUAAUCAAAUGGGGUGUGCUUCAUCUGUUUAACAACAUUCACAAAUGUUGAUAAGCAAAGAUGAAAAGGUGUAGGGUGGGUGGCCAUAGUUUGCCCAAAGUAGCCUCAUAGGCCAAAUGCGUAAGCCUGGUGGGCCAAGACUGGGCCACAGACUGGGGGUGCCAAUCCUAGAGAUAGAACAACAUCACUUCAGAAGGUGAACGUCUCUUGCCUUGCCUCAGGGAGCAGGAAAACCCCCCAUUAAAGGUUGAAAAAUGGACACAAAAUGUCAAGUUGUGGUGGGGUUUUUUGCAUAAUUAAAAACAAACACCACAGACAUGAUGUCCGUAUGAGAAAUGUGAAUAUCCUGGAAGAAAGUUUCAGAAAAACAGCAACUGAAAUACUGGUGUCAGUUGGCAACUUCAUUAAUGUUGAGCUUCAGAAUGAGAAAUUGGGGGGGGGGUGGGUUAAUGGUUGGCCCAGUGACGCAAUAUGAUAUCCAUUAUUCUAAAAAAAAUAUGGGGACUUUGGUGACAUUUGUCUUUCAUGCAACUGAUGAUAAUGACGCGUUGAAAAGAAACAGAUCAUUAGGGUGUUGCCACAGCUAAAUGUAAAGCCCUGUGGUCAUUACAGUUCCCACACGGGCUUGAUGCUGACCUGCAACUUGUGAAUGCAUAGUGAAGUGUCAUGGGCCCAGGGCCUUGCUUAAGAGGCAUUUAUUUAUGGAUGUCUAUCAAUGAAUUGUUACAUGUUACAUUGGUCACUGGUCCUUUGCCUGAAAACAAUUUUUCCAUAGUUUCCAAUAAACAUUACCGUAAGUUUUCACACUUGCCCAUGAAACGUUAGCUCCUUAUGUAUUUUGCCUCAGGUGAGAUUCCCCGCCAGUGGCGUAGCGUGGGGGGUGCAGGGGGGCCGGCCACACCGGGCGCAACAUCUGGGGGGGCGCUCACACUCGCAGCUCUCUGCCCCUACUAAAAUCCACGGGUUAGGGGGCGCAAAUUACUUGCCUUGCCCCGGGUGCUGACAACCCACGCUACGCCACUGUUCCCCGCCCCCUACUUUUAGAGAAAACAAUUGUCCAGGUUCUUGAGAUUACAAAACUGUUUUGUUGGUCACAUUAUUUUAAAACACCACAAAAAUAGAGCAUUUAAACUACUUGUGGCAUACUUCUUUAUUAUUUUUGUAGGGAAGAUCAAGCCAGUUAACUCACAAAUAGUUUAGUGUUAUUUGGAGUUCAAAUAAUAUUAGCUAAAACAGAAAAUACUCUGUAAAGAAUCUUACAAUUUUUAUGUUGGUCACUGCGGAAUUACCCAGCUGGUUUUAUUUAAUAAUUUAUAUGUAAUGUGUUUGGGAAGGGAAGUAAGAGUCCUGACAUUAGCAGACAAUCCUAAUUUGGGAGGCAUUAUUAAUACAGAAUAAGGAUGAGGAAGUUCCACAGGAAGAACUGGGUGACCUCAAGAACUGCAGUAAUGGAAAUGGAAUGAAACUGAGUUCUGCCAAGUAGAAGGCUGUGAACUUGGAGUGAUAAGAGACGUUUUUGUUUUCGGCCGGGGGCUCAGCAACAGGGGAAAGAGCUUGGGAUCUUGGUUGAUCACAAAAUGACUGUUUCAUUGAUGCCGUGUUGUUACAGUAUUGCUAAGAAGAUAGAAUCAAUGUUUGCAUUGAUUUUGGCAAGGAAUUAUUACUACAUCUGUAAAAUGCUCUGAAGGGACCCCGUUUGGAAUGCUCGUGCAUUGCUCGAAAAAAAUUAAUUUAGAUUGCAACAAAUGCAGGGGGGGGGAACAACCAGUAGGAUUCUGGGAAAUGUGGACCUAUGUGGAGAGCACAGAGCAAGAGAAUGUUGCUUUGGCUUAGCUUUUAGAAGGGUGAGUUCAUGCUAUGCAGAACUUAAGAAGAACAUCGUCCAGUGGGGGAAAUAAAAAUUAACGGUUACCGAUUGUCUGCUAAUUUAGACUGGAGCUUUCUAAUGGAUAAAAAUCUGAUUCUAGUGCAAGAUUCAGAAACCAUCUCCCUGGAAAAUUUGAGAGUAAAAAUCAAUGCUUUUUCCCAAGAAUGCUGAGAUUUCUGCAGAACAUUUUAUCAUAAAAAAAACCCCCAGACGUUCUGUAAUUUGUUAAAAAUAUGUUAAUGCCCAGGGCAAAGAAAAUCCUGUGUCUUGGAUUCACUUCUAAAUAUUUAGCUUAACUGAACUGAUUAGGAAUUUCCAACCAAAAGUAGCAGGAUUAAUCAGGAACUCUUAAUCUCUUUAUCCGAUAAUAAAGUCAAGGCAGUUUGGCAACGUGUUUUGGUGGUUUUUUUUAACAAAAAUUAUGUUCUGUAACUGCAAAUUUAAAUUUCUAGUUCCAGUGUCUGAAGGAUGUUCUGGGUUGGAUGAGGGUAAACAAGCUGAAGCUUAAUCAAGAUAAAACAGAUGUGCAGUGGGUGGUAGACACGUUAAAAGGAAAAAAAGGAGGAGUGUAUUGAAGCAUUGGCUAGAAGGGGGAAAUGUUUCUUUGCCUAUAUGACAUCAGAACUAAGAAAAGUGGCUGUCGUUAGCCCAAAGUGCCAAGGCAGGCCAAUCUCAGAGGUCUGCCAGACCUAAUUUAGGCCCGCAAACUGGAGAUUCUCCACCCCUGGUUUAAAGCUUUAAAGCUUUUCAUCAGCACUUAGGAUUGAGCCUAGAUAUGCACUGACAACUGUGUGCACUCAUGAAGUUUCAGUGUGAUCCAGGAGUGCCAACUUGGCCCCGGAACCAUGGGUGCUUGGGGCCAUGGAUGCCAUAAAGCAUGCACCUAAAUUUGUGGGUGCCCGGCCCCUUCAUGGGGAAUUUUAUGGGUGCUCAGGGCCCCAGGGAUUUGGCACCUGUGGUGUGAUCUGAUAAGAUCAUCGGUCCUAGCCAACAGCUGGAAGGCCCUGCAAACCAGCUACACUUAGCCAUCACAAUAGCCUAGUCUGGAAGUCACUAGUGCAUGAACAACUGUGGCAAGGUACCUGGAGUACCAACUGAAAUUAAUAAAAUGUGCCUCUGGACACCCAAAUUUCCCAAGUUAGUGCAGAGCCCAGAGGCACAUUCAAGCUUUCAGGCCACCUAAGCUAGUUUGGGUGCAGGCUGUCCUGAGAUAACCAUCUCCUAAACUGCUUAGGGCAAGUUAGGAGCAGGAUCAGGCCAGCAGGCCAGAUCCUGAACUUUCCAACCAUGAUGCCAGGGUGGACUUUGGCAUGUUGUUUUUGUUCCAUAGGCUUUGCUGGGGUGAUUGUGGGGAAAAGAUUUGUCCUGUGUGUACUGUGGACUUUGGCAAACUGUUUGUGUGUGUCUUUACCCAUGAGUUGUUUAACAUGUUUUUAGUUUAUAUUUUAAAAUUGUUUUACUGGCUAAAGUUAGUGACAUUUCAUAAGGGUGUUCCCCAACCCCCACCCCCACAUACACGCUCAGUAUGAACCUUUCUUGAGAGAAAUUUAAAUGGUGUUGAAUGGAAUGCUGGGUAGAAUGAGAAUGAUUGUUGGGCAGAGAGGGUCAGUUGAAAAAUGACCAUGUGAGAUAUGAAAGUACAGACCAGGCCUCAGCCUUGAAGUUUAAAGUUCAGGUAAGCAUAGGUGUGACAGGAAACAGACAGAAGAAAUAAGAAAUGAGUAAAAAUAGUUUUGAGGGGUAUGAAGGGAAAGGGAAAUACAGCUGAAGUGCACAGCAGCAAGAUUUCUGUCAGACAGUUUUUUAAGGCACAGGGGAGCCUUCAGCUCUUACUCUGUGUGGAUGAUAUUGGUUGCCAAUUAAGUACUUGUAACAUAGAAUGAUAACUUCAGUCGCAUAGACUCCAUUUGUCUAUUCCAGUGAGCGGACAGAUCUGGGAAGUCCACCACUUUGCCACCGGCAGCCAACCAGCAUCAAGGUAGUGGUGAUGCUGGAACUAACAAGAUAGGAUGCCAUAUCCAUUUUGCCCGGAAUAACAUGUCUGCUAAGACUGUGGUUGUAAUUUCCUGGCAAUCUGGAGCUUGAGUGGAAACUUCUGUUAAUAUGUUAUUUUGUUAAUUGAAUUAAUGUCAAAACACGUUGGCCAGCCUUCAUAAAAUGGCUGACCAUUCUACUGCACUGCAGUAUCUUAGGUUUGGAGAACAGGAGUUUGUGCUCUCAGGGUAUUUUUCUGUAUGCUAAAAAAGCGUAAGAUGCUAUAUUCUGUGCUGUACAUGUCACAAAGUACAGUACAGUACUAAAAAGCCACCUUUUUGCUAUAGUAUAGUGGUAAUGACUAUUGCAAAUUGCCAAAGCCACUGAAGUUUUGCUCACAGGGUUGUUGUUUUUUACAAAAACAAAAACCAGUGGUUCAUUUUAAUUUUUGAAAAAAGAUUUCAGAGUUUAUGACAGCUCACCUGGCAGCCAUAGGCAGCAAGGAAUUACAUACACUACAGAUAGGUGAAUGGGCUCCUGUAGGAUUAAUCUGCCCUUCCUCCACCAGCCCACUUGGUUUCUGUGCUCACUGCAGAGCAAAAGUCUUCCCUUUCUCCUUUUGUUUUUCUUUUGCAGGUUGGUAACUGUCUGGUUUGUGAACUCUUAGAAGUGGUGCGAACUGGUCUACUGCUGUAAUUUCUGUAAUUAAAUUUGGAGGCUUCAUAGAGCAGACUGUUGUCUGUAGAAAUUUAUGACACAAUAACCUAGCUAGGUAAACUCAAAAGCUCUACAAAAAUCUGUUAGUCGCAUCAAAAUUUCUGUGCUGAUUUGCAGUUAUAAGUAGUCUAAUCCCCCAUGAAGCUGAAGUGAGUGCUCUUAUCACUGCUGUUCAAUUUAGGAGGCAAAUUUUGCAUGAAGAUUAGUAUGUCUAUGUUUGCAAGAAGGUUGAAUUGAUCCACACCUGCCAGGAAUUGAACUUUGCUUGCAGUACAAAAGGUUUUGAAUUAACUUUAUUGAGAGUAAACUGGGCACAAGAUUGCUGUCUAUAUCCUUUUUUGCUUCUUCAAAAGAUACUCUUCCUGUUUUGCUUUUGUAGUUUGCAUUCAUUUGGGAUCCUAAAAGAAGGGAAGUGUUGUGUCUGUAGUUCAGCUAUGCUUUUAGGAUGUGCUUUAUAUGGGAAAUGUUCUGCCUUAAAUGACCGGAAAAUAUUCUGCAGAUUCUAGGCCGCUGCUGAAGGUAUUCAGGAUGUAGGGCAGAAAAUAUGCAACUAAUUGUAGGGAAACAGCUGUUGGCAUUGAAAGUAAUUGCUCUGUUCUGCAGAAUCACUAAAGCAGAGGUUAUUUUGAACUUGAGUCUUAAUUCAUAAUUCAAAUGGGAUAUGGGUGUUGCUUUUAAAAAUACAAUCUUAUGAAAGGGCUAAUAAGCACAAGGGUCAGAAAAUACGUAGCCUUUUCUAAGAGGUAGGAGAGUAUAGUCUCCUUUACUCUUUUGUCAGAUCACUUGUUCAGGGAUAGAGGAUUGUUUUAACAAGGCUUGCAGAAGAGCGCUGCGUUCUCUUACCCAACCUUCAUCCUGGGAAAAGUGAGGAGAGGAGUUUUGAAGAAGAGAGGAUCUCAGUCUGGUUUUCAUUUUCUCUACAGCUGUCAUCUGGCUUUGAGUUCUGCUGGGCUUCUACAGCUGGAGAGUCAUUUUAUUGCUUUUACCCAGCAUCCUUUUGCUUGUGCACACAGAAAUGUUUUAAUAGUCUUGGAAAAAAGUCAGAGUAUCUCUUAGCAACCAUAGGACAGUAAUUAUUAUACCAGCAGCUGGGAGCAAACCAGAUUUCCGUUGUGCAUUAAAAACUGGCGUAGGUUACUUCAUAGAUGAUACUGGCUAGCCUAUGCCAGUGCUGUGGUUGAAGGAUAUUGAAUGUGGGCGGUGCGUAAUUGCUUUGGCAGUAGAAAAGAAGUGGGGAUUUGUGCAUCUAUGUCUGUGUUUUAUGUGAGAUAGAGACCAUCAAACACUAUAUUUAAUGUGGCACGUUUUUAUACUGUAAAAAUAUUUUGCUGGUUUUAUUUAGUCUUGUUUUCAAUACAAUAGUUGCCUGUGUUUGGGCCUCUUACUGUCAGAACCAUAUUUCUUGAUUUUAUUUUGUUGCUGCUGCUGUUGUUUUAAGUUUUAAUAACCAUCCCGUGACAAAACAACCUAAACUAAUUGUUUCCUAUCCAAAGAACUAUUCUGAAAUACUUCAUCAAAAUGGUUUGUUUGGAAACCAAAAUCUUUUUAAUUAGGGACUGUGUAGCUACUGGGAGUUUGAGGAAUUGAGUGUAAAAGGAUGGGUACUGAGAACAUGACACAAACACUGAACUUUUGUAUGAACUACAGAAAAGAUGUCACACAUUUGUUGAAAAUGGUAAUAACACAUAAAUAGCCCCCAACACCAAAUAAGGGUGUAGUUUGCAGUUUCCCACUGCACUGAUAUCGCCUUUGCUUACUUAGUGUUGAGAAUUCAUAUGCCUCCACAGGAGUAUCUGAAGUCCAGAGGCUGUUAUAGCCCACCUCCAUGCUGCAGUGCUGUGGCUUGCUUCAGCUGAUCCUUGCUAGUUAUACUGGAUUGCUAGUGGUUGUGUGGUACCCUGGACUAUAAGGUCUUUGGACCCAAAGAAGGGUUGGCGUUUGCUAAUGCACACAGUGCUUGUCAGAAAAGCUUUCCACAGCACCAUCUGGUAUAGCAAGAGUUGCAGAAGAAGCUAUUUCAUGAGAGUGUUUUUGUAAACUCUAAAGGAAGGCAAAAUGACACAGUCUCAAUUUGGAUUGAUGAAAUCUCAAACCUGUCUGCACAUCACAUUUCUUGUAAGCCUCAUGGACGCUUGACCAUGUUCCUCUGUUAAUUGGAAGUAAUUAUUCUUAAAAAAAUGAACUCUUGGGUGAAUAUGAAAAAAAUACUAUAUACCAUUAUGCACCCAGAUUUCCAUUAAACUGGGAUCAGGUUUGACUAUAAAUUUGUUGGUCCAUGCCUGAGACAACAAAGAAAAUCUUCAGACCAUGGUUUGGAUAGCCUUUCUUAUAUUGGAAGUCAUGCAUACAUUAGGUUGCCAAAUUCUGUACCAUUAACCAAUGGAACUUGAGUGCUACAGAUAAACUUUGGUAGCAGAUGCUCAGGCAGCUUGCAUAUAUGCUAUUUGUAUUCAUAUUUGGAGUGUGUGCAUCUUGCCAUGGUAUGUGAAUUUCCCCAUCAGACAUUACACUAGAAGUAUUAACAGCAUACAGUGGUACCUCGGGUUAAGUACUUAAUUCGUUCCGGAGGUCCGUUCUUAACCUGAAGCACCACUUUAGCUAUUGGGGCCGCCUGCUGCUGCCGCGCCGCCAGAGCCCGAUUUCUCUUCUUAUCCUGAAGCAAAGUUCUUAACCUGAAGCACUAUUUCUGGCUUAGUGGAGUGUGUAACCUGAAGCAUAUGUAACCUGAAGCGUAUGUAACCCGAGGUACCACUGUAUAGGGAUUGGUUAAACGAGCCAAUGUCAUAAGCUGUGGUUUGAAGUGGCCUUGCCCAGCAGCUAACUAAAGUUUAACGAAACCUAUUGUGACAGAAGUCCUUCUGGCCAAUUGGUGCGAGGACAGUCUCUAAGGCUUAUGAAAGCUCAUCCAUGUAGAGCUAAACCACAAUGAAGUCUUUCAUAAGAAUGCAGUCAGUGUGUCUACUUUUGCUUCCUUCUUAAGUUUCCAAAUUCUAAGUUUGAGGAGCCAAUGAAAUAUGAUAGAUCUUAGAGCAAUGAUCUCUAAGGUGUUGGGCGUUUUAAAGUUUGGAAAGUUAUUUUCCUCCCACCCACCCUUUUAUGUCUAUAGCAAGCAUGUUAACAUGCUCUUCCACAACAACUGAUUAGAUUCUGCCCGACUUCACAAUAGUCGGUUCAGCUCCUGAUAAGCGCUGUUUUCUACAAUCUAGGAAGCUGUGAAAAGUGACUUGCUCAUUGUAUUAUCUUAGAAUUUACUACUUAUUUACUACCUUCAUCACUUAGGAAUGACACUUAAAAGUGAAUUGUGGAGAACAUUGUCUUUUGUUGAGGUGGCUGAGCAUCUUUGUCUAUUAAAUACAGUGCCCAUCUGCACAGUAACAGUACUUCUAACAAGUCUCAUUUUGUUGAAGGUGCAGAAAGGUGUAAGCAUGUAAAGUACAUUUGUCAGAAACAUGCUCACAGAAUGAGCAUCUUCCCAAGGAACAGAUUUUGUGUAGUGUCUUGCACAUUAAGGCAAUCUGCCCCAAUGUAUUUUGGACUACAACUCCCAUAAGUCCCAACCAGCUGUCUAAGACUGAAAGAGCUGCAAGUUGCCAAAGGCUGCAUCAAGGCACAGCCAUCAUAUACUCUGAAAACAGCAGGUGUGGCAUAAGAAUAUAUAUUCUGCCUGUUUGAAGUGUUAAAUUCCAUGGAAAUCCUUGCCCUAAUUAUGGUCUUGCAAUAAGUGUUCAGGUGAUCACAGUUUCCCACACCAAUUUGGUGGCCUUCUAUUACAGUAGUGAGAGUGAGUCACACACCCAACCCGGUUGGCUGCUCUAUUUCAGGGAUCUUCCGGAACCAGGGGCAAUUGCUGUGGUUAGUUGGUGGUCAGGUGGUUGACAAAUAUCAAGUCUUCAGUGCCAAUCACUGCUUGGAAAAGGAAAUGGCAUACAAUCCUCUCUGUAGUGAUGUUUUCUAGAUGUAUAAAUAACCAACUGGGAAAUGGAGUUUGUGUGGUCCCAUAUCCAUACCAUGCAAUCAUGGAAAUUGUAGGUCUGAAGGGCUGUUAGUGUUUUUCUUGUGCUGGGUGUGUUUGUGACUUGUACAUUCAGUAAGCAUUCCAUAAGGGGGAUACUAAAAGUAUUUUUGACACUGCAUAAAUGCUGCCUCCAGCAUGUAAUCUGUGGCGUUUGUUUACAAUAGAAUUUUUGUAAAUGUUUAGUAUGCGACUUGUUUUGAUUUUAAUUGAAGUCAUAUGCAUUGUCAUCCAUCUGAAUUGCUGGGAUGACUCAAGCACAACAACAACAACAAUAAAAUAAGAAUUAUAAUUUAUUAUCAUUCCCAGGCUAUUCCAGAAAGCAUACCGAGUUUGCUAAUGAAAGAUCAUCUUUUCCAACAUGAACCUGGAGUGAGCAAUGAUUCUUACAAAAGCUUAAGUAUAAGACCCUCAACCUUUGAAGAUUUCAGCUCAAGAAGACCGUUUUUCCACAACCAAUCCAACCAGGUAACAGCUCUGCAACUAGAAAAAAACAGCUGUCAGAAAUUUGGCUUAGUUAUUUUAUUGUCUAGGCUAGACCUAUAAUGGGAGCCAAAGCUUUUCCACUAUGUUAGAGAGCCAUGGCAAGCCUCAGGCUCACAUACUCCCUUCUCUCCCCUCUUUCAUGCAGCAGACUUAAAAGUGGAAGUGACUACAGGAAGAGAUUAAAAACAUCGGCUUCCACUUUAGAACAAGCUAUAGUUUUUCAGGUUCCAGUGUCAUGGGAAGUUGCAGCUUGUUUAAAAGUAGAAGAUGCUUCUGAUAUCUCUUUGGCUGUAUUCACACGUGGGGUUUAUUGUGUUAGUUUAACUGACUAUAAGGCUAGUGCUUCUUUCUUUUUUUUCUAACUUUCCUUUCACACUACACAAGCCUGUUCCGUCAUAUCUCAACCCCUAUACGGCCAUGUUGCGGUAAAGGCCAUUCACACAGCAAGAACUAGCAACAGACAUCAACAGAUGCCACCACCAUUCUGCUACUCUGUGCUGAAAUACUAGCCUUGAAGCGGGCAAGGAAUGCACUACAUGCUGGUAGUCUGCCACACAGCUCGUCAUGUGAGCAGCUGUGGCAUGAACCUGUGAAAAAGGCAGGAAAAUCACCACACAAAAUCACAUGGUUUUCCGAGUUGGGGGGAGGGGCUGUAAGAGGGGUUUUUUUUGCAAUCAAAUAACAUGGAAAUGAGCGCUAGACUAUAUCCUCAUACAUAUUUUCAGAAGUGGCUUUUAUGUUGUGUGAAAGCUCAGUUUUUCUGUGCAAAAUAACUACCAGGGAAACAUCAGGGAAAGGGAAUAAACUAUGGUGUGAAUGAAGCCAUUCUCUGCUGAAAGGGGUGGUGGUGUGUGUGGCUCAAGCAACUGGAAACCAUGACUUCCCAUUUCUUCUGAAUUGAGCAAAUAUGUGCAGUCGCAGCAACUUCCACCUUGUGCCUCUCCCUUCCCAUCUGCAUACUUCCCUCUUUUCCCUCGCCUGCUGUGUACAAUUCCUUCUAUCACUUAGGAAUUUUUACCCACCCAGCCUUUCUCAUUGACGUAUACUUGCUCAGUCCCAUUUAUUCUGCCUUCCUUUCCACUGCCAUACAGCUUCUCGAAAGAUGCUAAAGCCCCUACCAGGCUACUUGCCCUCCUUCCUGGGCCUCUCAGCCACAUAGUUUUCUUAUUCCCCUUUACAGUUUCCAUUGUUGCCUCCAGGCAAGCAGCUCGGUCUGUGUCACAGUCCCACCCACUUCCUGCUCUGGACAUUGAUUUCUUCCUCUCCUCCACCCAAACAAUCCUUCACUUCACAAAGCUCGUCUUCUGUUUUCCACCUGAGCAGUAGAAAUGCUUAUUUUUUAAAAAAUUACAGCAGCUGGGGAACACUCCCCAAGAAAUAGUCAUGUUUUUGUCAGUCAAGGAAUAUUUUAUGAGUCUCAAAAAAUCCAUUUGCCAGAGAAAAAGGCCCCCAGCGUCUCCCUUUCCCUCCAGGCUCACAGGAGGAUAGAAAGAAUAUACAUAUACGUAAUUUCAUUUGUGUGCUCGCUCUCCACAGUUCAAGCCAUGCUCAAGGCAGCUUACAAGAUAACAAAAAUACAAUUUCCACAUAAAUCAUAAUAUCUAAAAUAAAGAUUUUAAAAAAUCAGCUACAACCCCCCCCCCCAACAAAAACUUCUGCUUUUGUAGCUGGAGUCAGCCAGGGCCCUGCCCUCUUGGGCCAGGUGGGAAAAGGCCCGCAAGGCAGGGAGCAGGUCUUCCAAGACUCACAGCCAAAAUGGUCUCAUAUUGUGUUGAGCUCUGGAGCAAGCAGAAGCAGAACUGGCCACACACACUGCUUCUGCCCUCAGCGAAGCCCAGAACAAUACAAGACCUCCUGUCCCAAAUUCUCAAGAGGAGAGGAGAGGUCAAUGAUAGCCACAGACUGCAGCUGGCUAGUCAGCAAAGUCAGGCCCUGGUUUUGUCGGUUUACUGUUAUGAUUUUAGGUGGAAAGAACAAAAAUGUCUGCUGGCAUUUACAUUCGUGAGUUGUCUUUUUUUUUAUUGUCAAGCCUCUAAAAUCCUUUGUGGUGAAAAUAGAGCACUCCAUGAUAAAUUUAAUAUUAUCCUUUCAUAACCUUGUAGUUGAUCUUAUGCCUCUUUUACCCACAAUUCUAUAUUGUGGCACCCAGGUAUCCUGGAGUACCUCAGAUAUAGGCAUAAGAUUUUCUCUCACCUGAGUAUACAUGGGUUAGGGAAAUUUCCCAUGUGCAGGUGUGCAAAGAUCACAUAUGUCUACUUUGUAAGAUUUAUAUUUGUGAAUGCUACUACUUGCAGCUCUUCAACUGUGCUCCAGCAUUACUGUGUACGCCACCACCCAAGGGUUUUUUUGGGGGGGGGUUGCCUGCACCAUUGUACUGUAUACCUAUGUAGAAAGAAAGUUUUGUGCAAAGUAGCUUUUGCCUGACUUCAGCCUGAUCUCUCAUUUUCCUGACAUCCUUCCCCCCCCCCCCCCAAGGUUGCAGAGUUAAAGCCCAGAACAAUCUAUUACUGAAGCUUAGGCUUGCAUUACUCUGUUUUAUUUUAGAGUGAUCUUCUACUUAGAUUUCAAAGAUUUCCCUAUUUAGCUUGCUCUAGUUGUUUAGACAGUUUUAACCAUUGGCAAGGGUGACCGAUUACAAUUUUUAUUACUUUGAGCCAAGCCAUUUUGAAUCUCAAAUAUUCCAGCAGAAGUUUGCUCUGCCCUAUAAUGGAGUGUCUUGUUUUUGCCCUUGGCAGGGAUGGGAAAGGAUUGUUUGCUUUUUAAUCUUUGCUCAUAAACUAAAACUUUAUAGCAAACUUAUUUUCAUUAAUAGUGAAAGAUGUUUCUGUCAUCGCUGGCCGAUCCUUUAGAAGGUUAUGGAAAAGUUAUUUCUGUCUUGGUUUUGUGGAUUUCCAUUGGUGCCAGCAAAGUGAGCAACUUCUUUGGUACUGGCUACAAGUUCUCACCACAAGUGUUAAUGUGUUUGUUAAGCAAGUACUUCAGUAAUCAAGGACUGCUUCUUCAAAAAGCAUUUUGAAAUAAUUCAGGCAUGAGUUGCAAAGUGGCUUUUAUUUCUACACCUGUAAGAAAUCCUCCACCCUUUGCAAUAUGAUUUAAAAUUAACCACUUUCUGCAGGCAGCCUGAAAUUCUGGUCACACCUACCCAGAGUAAGUCCUAUUAAACUCAAUGGGGCUUACUUCUGAGUAGAUAUGCACAGAAUUGCACUUGGGGGCUAGUUCCAAGAAUUUCAGAAGCAUGGAUCACCUGAGCUCCUAAUUCUCCCCUUUGUCAUUUUUUGAGUCUCACCCAUGUUUGAAAAUGGUCUGCUUCACAGUUUUAUCUCAAGAGUGUUGUGUUGCAUUCACAAAUCCUACUUCACAUUGUUAAAGCAGAAUUGUGAGUUGAAUAAUUUCUGCUUUUGAAAUUCCUGCUCUUUGUUAGACACUACGUUUUCUGAGACCCAUCCUUUUUGUCCAGAGCAACCCAAAAGGUGGCAGUGGAGGAAAUAAAGGCAGAUUAACUGCCUUUCCCAGUGCCCUGCCAGCAAGACACUGUGUGUGUGUGUGUGUGUGUGUGUGUGUGUGUGUGUGUUUCUCCUCUCUUCUUCCAAAUGUUAUUACUGGUCAACUCUUUACCUCCCACCCCCAAUUUGCACUCACCCUCUUUUCUUUAUGGUUUUUGUUUUUCAUUUGCUUGAGCUUUCCAUCUCCUCAUUCUUUUCAUGUCUUAGGUGACCUAUGAUGGGCAUUUAGGGGAGGGAUGCAGGAUUGUGAAUACCUUUGUAUAGCAUUUAAUUGUUAAGGUGCCUAAUCAGCAUUAAAUAUGAAUAGAUUUCAUGAAGCUGCAAUCCUGUGAUUCCAAGGAGGGUGACCCAUGAAUUGCAGGAAUCAUUGUACUGAACAGGAAAAGGAAAAUGCACCCGCCACCACUUUUUGUCUUACCAAUGCAAGCCCAGAUGGGAAAUGGCAGUUCAUCCAUUUUGAGUUCUGCCCCCCCAUAACACCCCCCCACACACACCAUUUGGAUUACUCUGCCUAUCAUCUUUGUCAGGAACUCUUCAAUUCAGUUUACGGAAAACAAGUAGGGAUGAAACCUCCUGACAAUAAAGUUCUCUGGUACUUAAUCAUCAGCUUGUGCUGAGAGAUUCUGUCGCACUUGUGUGUAAAACAAAGUGUCUUGCUUCCCUUUCAGAUACCCCUGAAGCCGGUCAGGAAUGUCAGUUUUCAGGACGACGAAGAAAUUGUUCGAAUAAACCCUCGUGACAUUUUAAUACGCCGCUAUGCAGACUAUAGGCACCCAGACAUGUGGAAAAAUGACUUGGAUAGGGAUGAAGGCGACGCCUCGCUGCAGUGUCCCAAGGCAGAUAGUAAAAAACCAGACUAUCUGUACCCUUCCGGGGACGGAACUAAGUUGAAUUCGCUAAAAGAUUCCAAGUGUUCUGUGGUACUGAAAACGCAACCUUCCUCGUUCAAAUUGAAAAAGUCGAAAAGGAGGAAAGAGGACGGGGAGCGCUCUCGCUGCAUAUACUGCCAGGAAAGGUUUAAUCAUGAAGAGAAUGGCCGGGGCAAAUGCCAGGAUGCUCCCGAUCCCAUCAAGAGAUGCAUCUAUCAAGUUAGCUGCAUGCUUUGUGCUGAGAGCAUGCUCUACCAUUGUAUGUCAGACUCGGAGGGGGAUUUCUCUGACCCCUGCUCUUGUGACACUAGCGACGACAAGUUCUGCUUGCGAUGGCUCGCCCUUGUCACAUUGUCUUUCAUUGCGCCGUGUAUGUGCUGCUACCUCCCCUUAAGAGCGUGCCACCAUUGUGGUGAGGUCUGUGGAUGCUGCGGAGGGAAGCAUAAAGCGGCUGGAUGAACCAGUCCGGUACCAAGUUUGGGCUAACAACGUCUUUAUUUUCAGGAAGUAUCUAACUCGUGGAAGCAUUUGGCAAGCAGAAGGGGGAAACCUGUCGUAUAUGAAAGGUCAAUUCUGGAAGAAGCAUCAGAACUUGUUGCAUUGUAGGAAUGCUGGCCACGCCGAAUGAUCUGCUUUUAAGUGCAUGGUGCAAGUUGUGUCGGGAGUUCUUUCAAAAGGAAAGCCUUUUCUUAACGAUUGGUGGCUGAAAGAAGUAUAAACUGCAGUCCGUACUAUAAGGGAUCAACUUCAGCAAUUUGUACAUAUUGAGGUUAGGUGAUGGGGGCUGUUGAAAGAAUCUAUUUAGCAGAAAAUUUAACUAAACCUGCAGUAGCGAGAGCUGAUUUAAAACUAAGGAAAGUUUAAAACUUGGCGACUGCAAGAAACUAAAUUGAUUUUAAAUGCAACUAAAUUGCUUAUAAAUAGUUUUUUUGGAAACAACUUUAUGUACAAAUAACAAAUGUUUAUAUUUAACAAAAUAUAUGGUACGAAUUAUUAAAUCUUCCUUCCCCUUUCCAGUUGCAACACAGUUAUGGACCACAUUUCCAGUCACAUUCCAUGGUAGUAUUUCUCAAUAUUUAACUAGUUAACUUAGUAGCAUUUCUAUUCAAAAUGGACAAAUCAAUAUUUUCAGUCUUGUUUCCCUUCAGCUACAUUUUUGUAUUGAGUUCUCUCUGUACAUUCUGGUAAUCUGAAAGCCUUUAAAAUAUUAAUUAUUGUAGUCUUGAAUGACCAAUGUUUUGUUAAGCACAGGUGUAAUUGUCUAAUGCUCUUAUAAGAACAUAACAUUUAUUUUUAUAUAUAAAUUACUCUGUAUUCAGCGAAAUGGCAAAGGAGUUUUUUUCCUUUCUCAACCAGCAAAUUUUCUUCUAGGGUUUCCUUGAUUUCAAAUGUUUGGGGAAAGAAAAUUACAAGAAGAUAAUUGUCAUAAAAUAUAUAUAUAUAUAUUUAUCAUGCAAUUCAACUUGGUACCAAUUAUUACUUCAAACUAUCAAAGGAACAAAAAAGCAUCCAUUAUUCUAAUCUUAUUUGGCCUAUCAGAAAUUUACAAUACUUCGUAUAUCAAACGAUAACCCAGGUAGGGAAAAGCAAAUGAAUUUCUUGUGAAUGGAAGUGGGUUUUAUUUUGUCUUUGUUGUAGCUUAUUAAUAAUGAAUGUUUAACUUAACAUUUGGCUAUGUGUCCUAAAUACCAAUAUGGGGAAAUUUCUAAAUGUCAUCCAUCAUAUAACAUAGCUGAGUAUACAGGUUUUUAAUUAAUAAAACUCUCUAAAGCAGUGAAGCAGUCAUUCAUUCAAAAUCGUUAAUGGGUGGAGGGAAAAAAACCAUGUGUUUAAUAUGCUCUUACGAUUAAAAUUAUAAUUGCACACUACCUUUUCUUUUAUUUCUAUGCAUUUCCCCCCCAGUGAAAUGUUUUGGUUUAUUUUCUUCCGAAGACCAUGUUCAAUCACAGGAAUCUUUCCUUCCCCUCCUCUUUUCAGAGCCCAGGUAUCAAACUGAACAACUGUAUAUAACACUAUCUGUAAAAUACUUUUUUAAAGAAAGCAUUUAUAUUUAUAUGACAGCUUGAACUGACAACGUUAUGUACAUAGAUCAUCUUGAAGUAUUAUUUCACAUUGAAAAGAAGACAAAUAUAUUGAUAACUAUAGAAGUUAAGAGUUCCUUUCUAGUUUUGUACUUUAAAAAAAAGCCUGUAUGUAUAACCGAAGUCAGCAAACACGACACUGUAGCAGCAAUCUCUUUAAAUCCUUUCGUUUUAUAUGUUUGAGAGCUGCUGCUCCAGAAGACUUUCACGCUUCACAUAUUGAGCUAAACUUGGUUGCCUAGAUAGACUGUUAACUUUUUUCCCAAAUAAACAAACAAAAACGAGACAGAGAUUCGUAACCUGCAUUUCACUGUUGACAUAGGACCUGCAUCUUGUGAUAUAGCAUUUACUAAAACAUUAUGCUUUUAAUUAAAUAUGGAGCAUGGUAUCAACAACCCAAGAAAAGAACUUGCUGGCUGUACAGAAAAGUCCUUUGGAACUUUGUGUGUAUGUGUGCGUGUGCGUAUGUGCGUACUUUGGGAAGAGACAAAUCUAACCAUUUUCUAUGAGCACUCAUCGACAUAGUGCAACUCUUGGUUCUUGUAGUAGUGAAACCUUAUAUGCUUUAAAAAAAAUUACUGAAUAUGUGCAUUAAUAUUUUCAGUAUAUAUUUAACCACUUUGCUGCUAAACAUUUACUAUCCUUUACUCUUGAAGAAAUAUUAUUCCUAUUUUGUUGUUUUUUUUAAAAAAAAUACAAAUUAAUAUGGAUACUGGUAUAUAGGUUGUGUUAUUUGCAACUCAUCUAAUUUGAAAUAAUUGCAUUGGUUCAGUAUCUGGUUUCAUGGAUUGUGUGAUGUCGGCCACAUUUCUGUAUGUUUAGGCUUUUGCUUUAACGGGGGAAUUUCUUAACUAAUUGUGGCCAACUCACAUAUGAAGUUGCCUUAUAGGGAGUCAGACCAUGGGUUAAUCCAUCUCUGUGCUCAAAUUAGUGGUCAUUUUUCAAGAUCUCAGGCAGACCUGCUGCUCAGCUCUGCUAACUGAGGUGCUUUUUUAACUGGAGAUGCCAGUGAUUAAACUAAGAAAUGAUGUAUGGCUCUAUCUUCCUGGAACAAACCAUUGAAUCACCACUUCUCAAUCCACUAAUUCUAAUUCAUAGAAUCCGCCAUGGAGUUGCUUUGUUGAAUCUCAUGGAUUUCAGUGCACUUAAAUUUUUUUGUCCUUAAAUCGGAUUGUGGCCCCUGUGUGCAUUUUAUCUUUUCACCCUGCUUUCUCAGAAGGAGGUUGGGUUAGGGACAAAGAGUCAACGGAUAAGAGGUUUACUGUAAAGCAUGUAAAUUCAGGUGCCUUUUAAGGUGUAAUGUAAUGUGGGACUUUUCUCCAAGCCUAUAUCAACUCAUGUGCAGUAAUUGCCGAAGGAUGUUCAGGUUUCAGCCUCCUAAAAGGUGCUACCUGAAAGAAGGAGUGUUCUGUCUGAGGUGAAAGCAGCUAGCUAUAACAUUAGGGUACCACCUACUGGACAAACAUGAUUUAGGAAACUUAACUUUAUUCAUGCAGCCUACACACACACACACACACACACACACACACACACACACACUUUUUCUGACAGUUGUUUAAAACAUAAAUGCCAAAAUAGGGGAUGGAAAGAGAUCCUUGCAAUUUCAGCAAUUGCAGUUGUCUUAGACACAAUUGAAUUAAUAAACAUGUCCGAUUGAAAGUCCAGUAGUGUAAAACAAGACAUUCUUACUAUCAGGCUUUGUGGAAAUGCAAAUGUUCCAGACCAAAAUAAAACAAUAGCUGGAAGUUUCUGGUUCCUCCCCACCCCACCCCACCCCCCAUCCUGUUAAUUGACAUUGUUGGUCUUAUUCCAGAAGAGUCAUUCUUGAAAGUUUAGAAGAUAAUAUCCCACCUUGCAAAACAGUGAGCCUUUAACUUUUCUAUAUUAUUUUGUUGUCAAAAAAAAUAAAUCCCCACAAAAGCCUACGUUUCUGUUUCAUAUAGAAAACUCUGGGCUAGUAGUUCUCAAACUUAGGGCCUUGAACUUGAAUGAAAACAGUCAUGAGUUGUACCACACGUGUCCCGCUAUCCACCUGCUUGUUAUGCAGAAAUUCACUUAUCUAGACACAGUUAUGCAGAGCUGAUUCAGAUAUUUGAAUAGCUGGAGUUUGCCCACUUCCUUGCUGGUCUACGGCAGCCAUUUUUGGGAAGAAACCAUGCAGAGAGAGUGCAGACAGAUUAGUUUUUCAUUUGUCUCUAUUUCAUAGCUGUCAACUUUUCUCUUUUCUUGCGAGGAAUCCUAUUCGGAAUAAGGGAAUUUCCCUUUAAAAAAGGGAAACGUUGACAGCUAUGCUCUAUUUUGCUGGUUGGCUGCAGCCAUUUUGGGCAGAGGGGAGAGAGAUUACGGAUUAGAAAUGUUCCCAUAGGAAAUGGAAAUGGCCAGCUCACUGUGUGAAUGCUUGCCUAACAAUUUCCUGGGAAUACAUUGUGUUCAGAAAGUGUGAACUGUGUGUAUUUUCCCCACCAGUCUACACCUGGGGCACUUGAAUGUUCUGGGCCCCUAAGUGUUGCACAUUAAAGUUGUUUGGAGGUAGUUUCACCUUUACUUCACUUCUCAUCCCAACAGAAUUUUGAAUUUGCAUGAUUUUUUGAGAAAUCUUGUUCUGUUCCUCCUUCAGAACCAAUGUUAAGAUUUGUGCCCUAGUGUAUACAGAUCCUUGCAUAUAGCAACUUCAUUACCUGCAAUCUUGCCUGUGGAAGAGACUUAUUUUUGCUGGGUCAGAAGGUCUCAGAGGACGCAGUUAACUUUAAAAGUGGUGCCCAAGUUCAAAGCAAAUUUAGAUCUAGAGCACAGACUUCUAUAUUGACCAAACUGCACACUUUCAAACAGCAAUUUCAGAUAUUUUUGCAUGCUGGAAUGCAACAUUCCCAUUUUUCUUCUAUAAUCUUUCUGUGAGUAAUCCUGUAUGUGUGUACAAGGAAGAAAAACCUCGAGAACUCCCCAUGUAAAUAAUACGCAAUGUUUGUGUUGAUCUUUCGAUCUCCAGAGAACAUAGAACACUGUAUAAAUGGAGUCUACAGUGGUCCACACACUUUUGAGGGAGAAGAAUAAAGGAGAUGGUUUAGUAUUCCAAUUAGUACUAUUAAAGUUGGCAGCCUGGUGGUUAAAACUUGCAUCUGCUUUUUGGUGCACUGAUGAAGUAGCAUUGAAAUGGCAUCUCCCUCUCCCCCCCCCCCCAAGCAUCUUAAUUGCAAUAGCUGUGGUUAGCUUUGAAAAUUUAAACAAAACCUAGUGGGGAAAACUUUGUAUUGGGAGCUGCAGCAUAAUCUGUACAUAGGUUUUUUUCCUCCCUCUUGUUUGUGAAUAUUUUGCUUAGUGCAAUUUGCUUUCCACCCUAUUGACCUCAAAAAAGUGCCUCACUUGUAUAUUAUUUCCAUUAAAAUAUUAAUUGCUAUCUCUUUCUACUAAAUGAUGUAGGAUUAAGUUUUAAUUCCAUGCCAUAGAUGUAUUUCUUUCUAUGUAUAAGAAUAUAGCUGGUUACCUUGAGGACAUAAUGUAAAUACACAUACGAGUUUUAACUGUUUUGUUAUCAUACCCUUUGUAAGUUGCCAUACUGGAUAAUAUCAUAAAACAGAUUUAAGUUUCAAUGUUUUCCUGCAAUUACCUGAUUAAAACUAUCAUGAAAUU
This is a messenger RNA of Podarcis lilfordi (Lilford's wall lizard), 75109 nucleotides long. NCBI's taxonomy places the organism in Eukaryota, Metazoa, Chordata, Lepidosauria, Squamata, Lacertidae. The record is from the annotation of a GenBank genome assembly.